AUGACCCUUCUGGGCGUUGUGUCGUCAGUCCCUGUUGAUGUUGUGUGUUGGGCUUCUGGAUGUGUGUGUCGGUCUAGGUAUGUGGUGUAUUGUCCUUAAUAUUGUCUGUUUGUGUGUGGUCGGUCUUCUUCUGUUCGACAUCCACUCUGUUAAUGCGGGGUGUGUUAUGUGGUAUGUGGGGGUUGAGUGUGUUUUUUGGUGGCUGUGGGUAUUGUAUCGUAGGUGCGCGGCAGUGGGACUUUAGGUCUGACAGGGUUCGUAGACCUGCAGGGACGAUGAGAGUAGUGAGCGCAGUGAGCAUAUUGAUGGAUUCGUGGGCCCAUUGGAGUUAUCUAGAACCAUCUUGAGAAUUGGUUCAUCGAUCUCCUUCGGUGGUGCGAGGUUGGCUUCUGAAUGUGUGUGGCGGUCUAGAUAGGUGGUGUAGUGUCCCAGGUAGUGCCUGUGUGUGUUAUUAGUUUUUGUCUGUGAACCUCCCUUCUGUUACUACGGGUGUAUGGGAAAUUUUAAACCAUUUUUUAACUUUAUCCCAAGCUUGAAUGGUUUGUGCUAAUAUCAUAGAUUUAUUAUUUAGUUGGUCUGUAACUUUUUGAUUACAAUUACGUCACAAGAAGAAUUCUAACCUGUCUCUGCCAACUGCACUAGAUUCAAUUAUUUACCAAAUAUUUGUUUUACUAUCUACUUGCAACUUAUAUACAUGGCCUAUAAUAUUAGCGAAGUAACAGUUUCUUAUAUCAGGAUAGUUUAGGCCACCUUGUUUAUAUUUCCUCAACAGAACUUUGGAGCUAAUUCUAGGUUUCUUUCCUCUCCAAAUAGAAGUCUGAAAGCUGAAUUGGAUCAUAUUUAACCAACUUUCUGGCAUAUGUAAGGGCAACAUUCAAAAUAAAUAUGUCCAUUUUGGCAUGAUACAUCCAUUUAUUGUAUUGAUCCUACCUGACCAAGACGAUUCUGUUAUUCGCUUUGAAAUAAAUGUACUAAGUCUUUUAAAAUAUACUAAUUACAUUUAUUUCCCUAGUAUUCUUGAUAUGUUCACCUAAAUAAUUGAAAUAUUUUGUUGUCCGAGUGAAGUUAAAUUUUGCUUUAAGAUCUUUAUUGAGAUCAUUAUGUAUGUUACUAAUUAAGGCAAAUGAUUAAGAGACAUUUAGUUUAUAAUUAGACACUUCACUGUAUUUACUAAUUUUGUGUAUUAGAUAAGGGAGAGACAAUUCUGCUGAUUUGAGUGUUAAUAAAAUAUUGUCAGAAUAAAGUAAUAUUUUUGCUUUAAAUGUUUUAACUGGGAAUCCUUUAAUGUUAGCGUUAGCUCUAAUGUUUAUUGCUAAAGGUUCUAUCGUUAAAACAUAAAGAAUCAGGGACAGGGGGCACCCUUGCCUUGUACCGUUUUGUAACUUAAACCAGUUAGCUGAGAUAGUUACACCAACUGUUCUUGCCAUAGGUUCUGAAUAUAAGGCCAUAAUGGUGCUCUGAAUCCAGCCCCCAAACCCAAAUGAUUUUAAUACCAAGUCUAAAAAACUCCAGCUGACCCUGUUAAAGGCUUUCUCUGCGUCCAAUGACAGGGUCAGCAGAGGGAUCUCCAAGUGAUCUGCUUGUUCUAGUAUAUCCAGAAUUCUUCUGGUACAGCUAAUCGUAGAAUCUGCCCGGAAUAAAACCUACUUCACAUCUAUGUUGAUCAAUGAGAUCUAUAGAGGUCUAUAGUUACUAACAUUGUUUUUAUUUGGCUUUAAUAUAGGAAGGCGAUUGGCUUGUAAUAAUUUGUUUGGAGUCUUAGCUCCAAUAGCCAUCUCGUUAUACAAAGCAGUUAAAGGAAAGAUGAUUUAUUUUUUCAUAAUUUUAUAAAAAUAAUUACUAUAUCCAUCCAGGCCUGGUAUUUUAAAUAAUUCUAAUCUAUUUCUCUUUGGAUUUCUUCGGGUUGAAACUCAAAGUUAAGAAAUUCUAAAUCUGAGUAAGAGAUUUUUGGAGUUUGAGUAUUAGACACGUAAUCAAGCAUUUUAUCCUUUUUUUGGAAUAGAACCAAGGUUGUAUAAAUUACUAUGGAAAUCAUUAAUUUUUUUGCCAAUUUGUUCAGGAGAGGAAUAUGUAGUUAGGUUACCAAUCAGUUUAUCCUAUUUUCAUAUUUUGUUUCUUUAAUUUUUUUGUUAAGUUUUUAUUGGCUCUAUUGCCCUGGUAGUAAUUAUUUAAUCUCAAUUUAUGAAGAGUUUUUUUGUAUUUUCUUCUAUUUUUUAAUUAAUUUUACUUUGCAGUUCUGAGAGCCUUAACAAACUUGUCUGGAGGGUUGCAUUCUGUUCAACUUGCAUAAAUUAGAAUAUAGGAUAUUUAAAUCUGUAAGAUAUUUCUCUUAAUUUUUUGCUUGUUUUUCGAUUUUAGUAAAAUAGCCUCUCAUUACUACUUUAUACGUAGCCCAUAAAGUGGAGUCUGAAAUUUCAGGGAAUGAAUUUUCCAACCAGAAAAGUCUGUAAAGAUUAGUUAAUUCUUCAAUAUUUUCUUUAUUUUUCUAGUCUCCAAGUACUUAAUCCCUUACACGUGGGUUUACCUAAUUCCCAUAUGUAUUCUCUUUAAUUUGUACAUUAUUAUUAUCUAUCGGGUUGACGUUAACUAAACACAAAUCAAUUCUUGAGUAAGAAUUAUGUACUCUAGAUAGAGGUGUGUAGUUGUGAAAAUCAGGAUGUGGCUCACCAAGCAUCAUACAAUCCAUGGAUAUUGCAUAUUUUAAUUAGUUUUUUAGAUUGGUUUUGUAUUAUUUUUUCAGAUUUGGGCUGGGAUUGAUAUUUAUCUAUUGUUGGAUUAAAGGCCCAGUUAAAAUCAACAGCAAUUAAUAAUGUCCCUCUAAUAAUUUUUUUCUAUUCUAUUCAUAAUCUUAGAAAAUAAUGUCUGAUUAGCGUUCGGUAGACAUUUGCAAGCGUAUAUAACAUGCCGUCUAUUAUUAAAAAUCUGCCUGAAGGGUCACAAUCCUGAUAGAUUAUUUCUCCACUUUUUUAUCAUCAUCAAGAGAGGCGUAAAAAACUGAUUUAUACCUAUAACCCCUCUGUGUUGGGGCUGCAAGAGUGCACAAUUCCAGAUUCCCAAUGUUUCUCAAUUAUCUGUACUCAUUCAAGGAAUGUGUGCACUAGCAGAGUGCGCCUACCCAUUCCAUUAGCUCCACGGAGCUAAUGGAAGUGGUAGACAAACUCCCUGGCUGUCUGAGUAAAAGCGAAGGUGGUGUUUCUGCCCCCAAUUUUAAACGUUUUGAUUUCUAUUUAAAUCACCACUUUUAUACACACCAAAUACAUUUUUUACUCCAGCAAGCUGAAGGUUUUUAAGUGUCUGGAGUGUUCCAUUUUUUCAAAUGAAAAGUGCUGAACAAUUUCUCUAAUGUUUUAAUGAUAACACUGCAUAACUUUUAAAUACAUUAUUGGAAAUUGUUUCAUUAUUGAAAUUGGUGAAAUCAUAGAUCUCCGUAUAUAACAAUAUAUUUGGUAUAUUGUAUUCCUCUCUCUCAAUUUAAGGCCUCAGGGAACUGAAGAUGAGAAGGUAGACGUGCGAUAUGAUUCUCAGCUUUCAUUCUGUGACCGAAUUUAUAAAGAUCUUGAUGUCUUGUUGUCCCACAUUCACCUUCAUGAUGGUCUGUCCUCUAUAAUGAAACAGCCGACUCUGUACAUUAGGGAUAUGGCUCCUAGUGCAUCUUUUCAUGCGCUAUCCAGGUACGGAACACAGCAUAAACAAAAUGCACAUCAUGGUUAAUCUUACCUGUUCUCACCCUCUUAUAUCAUGAUCAUUCUGAUUGUUCCACAAGGUGAAAGUGUUUUAAACAAACAGUGGGGGUGCUUCCCUUAUCCAUAUUCUGACAAUGGGGGGGGAGUUCAUCUUUCAGAAAUAACAUGGCACAAGCUUUUAAAAUCAUGGUUCUAAAUUGAAAUAAAUUAUUGUUUAAACCUUUCAUUCAUUAUUUAAUGCAAAAUAAAAUCAUUUUAUGGGAAUAGAAAUGGUAAAAAAAAUAACCUACAGUAAGGCAGCAAUAGGGAAAAUCACUGGACCUAUAAAACCAUGAUACAUACAAUAAAUAGGAGACUGCACUCUCAAACCUGGACACAACCCAAUAGUACCAAUACUCAUAAAAAAUAUAUCUAAAUAAAAAUGACGUGUGCACCCUAUAGUGACACUGAUGUUAGGUCCUCUUCCAUUGAUUUUUUUUUUCUUUGCCAGGAUAUGAAAAACAGAAUAGGGUAAGGGUAGACAGUGAAAAAAGACCUGCACAGAGCAGUAUUUUUAAAAAUAGGUGUCUGUUGUAGAUAGAAAAUAUAUUGAUAGCUUCUGGUGUAUAACUGGAAAUGAAAAACCAUUACACAUCACUCUACUUUACACCAGUGUUUGGCUGUGAUAUUCGGUAAAACCGUUUGACAAGCCCCCAUGACAUAUUUGACAGGUGCUGCUCCUACCCCUACUACAUCUGACAGAGAGCGGGGAAGCUCCCGCUUAGGAGUGGAAUCAGCUGACACUCUAAAGCACUGUGCUAGGCCUGAACAUCACAGCUUAGCUCAGGAGAGUUAACGGCAGCUCCUGAGCAGGAGGUUCUGCUUCUCACUGAGCUGUAGUGGAGGGGGGAUGUGGCACCUGGCAGCCACCUCGUGAGAAGUCAAGCUGUUCUAAAACAUUUUGAGUCUUUACAAUAGUUGGCCACCAGGGUGAUUAUUGUGCUUAGAUUUUUCCUUUAAUAAAAGAACAACACCAUAAGUGUUAUCUUUCUUUUUUUUCCUGCAAAACUGCAAUGUAUUACAUUGCAGGUUUUAAAUUGCAGGGCCUCUCCACUCAGACUACUCUGUUGACUACUUCUCUCCAAAAAAUAGCCAUACAAGGCAUUUCUAGCCAUGGUUCCAUGUCCCCUGCAAUUCCUCCACCAUUUAGAUGAAAGACCUCUAUAAAUUUUCUGCAAUUGUGAAGGUGCCAAAUACUAGACAUGUGCAACUGGUCUCAAUUCCAAAACUCCUUACAAACCAAAACAAACAAGAACAAAUUGGAAUUGGAAAUAAUUUAAACAAAUAAUAUAGGAUUCAUUCAUUUUUCUAAGGAUAGCAAAUGAUAUUCUAAGCAACUAGAUGUAUCUAAUACAUGACUAACAGAACAAAAUGAAUGUAUACAUGCAGUAUAUACAAUAUAUAUAUAUAUAUAUAUAUAUAUAUAUAUAUAUAUAUACAUGCAACAUAUAUAUUCUAUAUGCAUGUAGCACAUAUGUUCUUUAUACAUAUAGCACAUACUAUAUAUGAAACCUAAACAUGCAUAAAUUGGGUGCUGCUGGGGCCAACCCAUACAACACGCUAGGGUUGCCACCUGGCCAGUAUUUUACCGGCAUGGUCGAUAUUUCAGGUUGCCUGACCGGUGCCAGUAUUGCUAUAAUACCGGCAAUACAAAUGCCAGUAUUUUUUUAUGUGAUUGCAAUUAGACGCAAUAUCGCUGUCGGCCAGUAGGUGUGUGGAGAGAGGCAGGGACAGGAACUUCAUCUCUCUGCCUCUCUCUAUACUCUCAGUCCGCGGGGGAGCAACACAGCGCAGAGCCAGCAGCUCCUAGCCUGCAAUCAGCCUACUGAUCAGGUAAGUGAGUGGGGGUCCUAGUAGUGAGGUAUGGGGGGGAAGAAACUAGAUGGGGGACUCUAAUAGUGAGGGAUGGGGGGACACUUGAUGGGGGGACAAUAGUAUUGAGGGAUGGAGGGACACUAGUAGUGAGGGAUGGGUACAUUAGUUGGGGGCACACUAAUAGUGAGGGAUGGGGGCACAUUAGUAGGAGGAAAGCUAGCUGUGUCCUUUGUUGGGACAUCUAUAACCAGUACACAUUCAGUUUUUUGUUUUUUUUUCUGAAUGGUGAGAUUUGUGUGCUAUGUGCUAUUAUGUCUAUAAAGACAGAUAUCUUUAUUAGAAUUAACUACAGAAGAGUUUAUAACUAGAGAUAUAUAGAUAUAUGUUAAGGCAGAGCCUGGAGUUGUGGGAGGGGUUUAUCCGGCCUAUUUAUACCCAGACUUGCCUCUAUUCAGUGCCGACAUCGAUCCAGACUCCUUAGCGACCACUUCCGGUUCCGGUCUGCCUCAGGUUUGCUCCCACCGAUAAAGUAGUACCACACAGAACUAAUCCCAGGAGACUACCGGCUUUCACCCGCAGCCAAGAACUACUUCCAGGCUCAGGGAGGGUACACUUCCCUGCAGGCGGUCCGGACAGACAGCCGCAAACUAAAACGACGCAGUCCACUCCCGUUGCUGCUUUAUGGCGUCGCAAUCGUACCGCAAGUUACAACGGUAUCGUGAGUAUCUCCGGAUCAGCGCAGCUCUUCCAGGCAACCUCCCCAGUCCGAGCCACCUUUCAAGUCACAACAUCUGGCUCAGAUCCCACUGUGCACCACCCCCCCCUCCUCCAUGGCCAGACCACCUCCAGACACACGUCGAACUUACUCUCCAUCGCUCAUAGUCACUGCUGGUUCUUGUGUGUCACCAAUUUCUGACCCUCCCGCAGCUUCCGAGUCCCUAUAUCCUGCUUUCCGGGUCUGUUCGUCCCGCAGAUCAUGAGUUACCCAUGCUGGGCAUCAUACACAGACUUAAUUCGGCCAUUAAACGGCACUAACACUGGGACUGACCUAACUUAUUUAACUACCGAAUACAUUCCAGUCGGUCACAGUCACUUCUUUACAUUCGGUCCACGAUUUGACCACCUUUCAGCCAGUUCAGCCGCACGUUACAUAUUCACAUUCCUUGUUCUUUGUAUACUGCCCUCUUGCGGCCAGUCGUGCAUGACAGCCUUGUCGGUUUAGUUUUGUUUUUAAAUUGCAUGAUUAUGUCCCUUAGUUUGCAAAAUUGUUUGCUAUUUACUUAGUCGUGUUCAGUCAAAUUUACAGUGACAUUAUAUCCACACAGCAAGUUCCAUAAUUAACGCUUAUCAUAAGCAUAUUCUGAUGUUUCAUAUAUAUAUGUUAAUCCACUUCCCAAUUAGGAGUGUUCCUUUCCUAGACAUCAUGCUAAUUAUCCUCCUAUACAUACAUACCACUUGGUUCAUACAACCUUACUAUGUUAGUGCUUUCCAAUUAUGCACAGUAUGGCCGCUAGGUUCACACUCGCGUUCGGCCACCAUUUGCAUUCCUGGGUUUUGGAGCCGCGGCUUUGUUAAAUUCUGGUUGCACGUGGGUAUGUAUGAUAUACAGUCCUACAUUAACACGUGCAUUCUCUCAUGCUCACUGGUUAGUACACUAGGUGCUUAUGGAGUCACUCAAGGGGUCACACUGAUCUCUCGACUCCCAUUAUAUCUCACCUAAUAUUUGAUUGUUCCGUAUUCAUGCUUACACUAUCCACAUGACACUCAGAUGGCAGCCUACUAAGACAUACUUUAGCCCCGCCUUUGGGCAUUAAGUUCAAUUUCCAUUCUGCUUACAUGGGUAUGCGUAUGCGGCUAUAGCCACACAUAUGUACAGCCAACACUGAACCCGCACCAUAUAAUUAAUACAUCCAAUAAAUCACGUACUACCUGUACGCGGCCACCUUGCCAUUCAAGCAUUACAAUGGGCUGGGCCUUGGACUGUAUACUUAAGUCACAGCUCUCCCUAGGCCUUCACAACUUACUUUUCGUAUGGCAAUCAGGGCGCUUAACGCUACAACUUACUUUCUGCCCCUCCAUUUUGACAUUACAUAUGGAAGCCGUACAGCUGCCCGGGAUUAUACACUGCUAUAGCAAACCAUGUUCAGAAUACACCAUCCAGUCAAACAGCCACACCUACCCAGCGGACUACACUCGGGGCAUUCCAAAAGGACCAAAUCCCCUCUUUACUUACGUCUAUCCAUCUUCCCUUAUUAUGCCACUUCAGCAUUCACAUUGAUAUACGUUAUGGGCAACCACGUCACCUACAUUAUUUCACGUACCGAUUUGUUGCAGUCAUUCAAUUAAUGAAGUAGCCUGGUCACAGCCUGUAGACGGCCCGCCAUUACAUUAUACAAUUCUAUUUUGUCUAUCCCACCCCCUCCCUCCCCCACUACUCCUGAGGGACCAGCGCAUAUACCAGGAAUCUUAUACUGUCCAUCCUGUGUUCUCGGGCCAUUUUAAUGCUCGCAUGAUUAACCAACGAUAGCCCCACAUAAUGGAUACAUAUAUUGCAGCUCAUUAUACAGUUAGUCAGCUCCUAUGUCAAUUCUAGCCUACAAGAGUUAACUACCACUCUAUAAUACUGCAGUCAAUCACUACUCACGGUCUCCCUCAAUUUGUUCCAAACUGCCACCGCAGGCUACUCAGUACAUCUUAAUUAUAGCUCCUCGAAUGGGCAAUUACACAUGGCAUAAUCUCUACAUUCUGGCACUUGGCCUUCAGUAAUACCACUACGCACAGCCCUUGUGAGGCCAUCGCUACCCACGUUACAUAUGGCCCUCCGCGGGCAAUUCAUUCCGACACAAUUACGGCCCCUCAUUUGGGCAUUAACAUACGACAGCGGCAUCAUUAGGCCCACUUAACGUACGACCCUCUCUCUCUGCAUUUCUAAGUCCAGUUGCAGGCUUAAGGAAUCUCUGACAUUCAUAUAAAGAGUUGUUGUUUAAAUACAUGCUUCAGGUCCUUCAGAAAUGCCUCUAUACUCGGCCCUCACUUGACCAUCACUACCUACAUUAUAUACGACCCUCUCACUGCAGUUAUGUGUACAGUCGCAGGCACUUCUUGUAUAUCUGAUAUUCUUUCCCAACAGUGAACUUGAGACAUUGGUCAAAUACAUAAAUCAGCUCCAUCGGAAAUACCCCUAUAUGCAGCCCUCACAAGGCCGUCACUACCUACGUAGCAUACAGCCCGCCGUGGGCAAUUCUCUACGACACUAUGCCGGCCCCUCAUCCGAGCUAUUAUGUACAACCGUGGCUUCAUUGGACCCACUCAAUUCCUUGUACGACCCUCUCUCUCUACAUUUCUAAGUCCAGUCGCAGGCUUAAGGAAUCUCUGCCAUUCAUAUAAAGAGUUGUUUAAAUACAUGCUUCGGGUCCUUCAGAAAUGCGCGGCCCUCACUUGACCGCCACUACCUACUUUAUAUACGGCCCUCCGCGGACAAUCCACAACGACUCAGUUCCGGCCCCUCACUCGGGCCAUUACAUUUAACUGUGGCCUCAUUCAGCCCUCUCAAUUCCCCGUACGACCCUCUCUUUCUGCAUUUAGGAUUCCAGUCGCAGGCUCUUUACAAAUCUAUGAGAUAGAUAUAGAUAGAUAGAUAUAUAUGUGUAUAUAUAUAUAUAUAUAUGUAUCUCAAUAGUAAACCAGAGACGAUGUUCGACUAAAUACCUCAGGUCCUUCAGAAAUACCGCUAUACACGGCCCUCACUGGCCACCACUACCUACGUUAUACAUAUGGUCCUCCAUGGGGACUUCACCAUGACACAAUUCCCACCCCUCACUUGGGCUAUCACAUACGACCGUGGCCUCACUGGGCCCACUCAAUUUCACGUGUGACCCUCUCUCCGCAUUGUUAGUUCUAGUCGCAGGCACUUAUUGUAUCUCCGAUGCUUGCCUUGACAGUGAACUAGAGACGUCGUUUAACACAAACUUCAGGUACUUCGAAAAUGCCUCUACACACGACCUCACUGGGCCGUCAGUACCUACUUCAAUAUGCCACAGUGGACUAACGCCAUAUGAGCAUUCUUGAAGCUAGGAAGUUGCUACCUAUACAUCUGUCACUGUGGCAUUCACAUGGUUCCAAAUGGAAGGCACGUACUGUCUCGCCAUGCGUCGGACGUUUUGGGCUAUGAGUAGCCCUGAACUUUAGACAUGUUCACGGAAACACUAUGCCGGCUCCUCCAAAAUAUGUGAGCAACAGCCCGGUAGCAAUACUCUACCCUGAUGGUUUCCUCUGGGACGAGGAUCCCAACAGAACCCCUCAAAGCAUCACCGAUACCAUGGAACUAUUCACCUCAUCAGGAAUCUCCCCUAACCGGCGAGGAACCAACAGGGCCUUCCACCAACCUAACCUUUUAGAUAUCCUCAGCAACCAUGCUAGCCAGGUUACCCGACGAUAAAGUACAACGCAUCGGCAACGAGUGGCAGGGUUCUCACACAUGAGUAAUCGCUCCCGCAAAGACCUGCAAUCCCUACUUGUCUCUCUUACCUUCACAUUUCACGCAAUACCAUUCCUGAUAAAUAUGCAGCAGGAUACUCUCCUCUUUCCCACAGCACACACAAAAGCUAGGCUGAUUUCUGAAAAGUUAAUUUGCAAUUAGUAUCUUGCAACAGAGAUGCUUCUAUGAAGGCGCUCCCUUAGGGUACAGUUUCUCAAAAGGCAUCAGCGGUCAGCAGAUGCUUGCCAGGAAUCAGAGCUAAUGAAAUUAUUUAACUGCAAAAAGUUGAAAUGGUACAAAGCUGUGGGCAUGGUUGGCCGUAAGAGCAGGCAAUCUCUGCAACUGGUGCCCAAAAAGAAGCUUUGGGGAAUCUCAUGGAUGUGAAUGAACAAAGCCCCCUUGGGUGAAAGGAUUAGGCAUUAUGAAAAGAGAGAAGUGGAAACAAAUAGCAAAUCUAGUAUGAAGGGUAGCUCACACCGGGCCACUUUCCUAGAAGCUGUUUCCUUUGCCAACCACAGUAAGGCCGGUCCCACAAUCUCAGUUUUGACUGCUGGACAAUGUCUACUGGGCUUGGACUAAUGUAAAGUAGUUGUGUUGCCUUAUUGUACAUAUAGUGACACGGCCAGCCUAGAUCUCAUUUGGAAUUAGAAAUGGAAUUAGAAAUGCACAGGUGCGAGUGGUUCAGCCUAGACUUCCUACCUACCCACACUUAUCAUACAAUAUAGGAAAAAAGCCUAAUGGGGAUAGGAUUUUAUGAUUGAUCUUCAUUUUGAUAACAUUAAUAUGUUCCAUGCAAGAGAUAUGAGGAGAUGGCAAUGCUCUCAAAUCUUACUGUAAAAGAUGCAGAGCAAUAUGAGAAAAUUGACCUGGUAUAUGUUUUGCAGCAGUGAGGUGACCCAAACCUUUUAUGUUCCCUUUUAAAGGGGACAGAGAUGUUAAGGAUCUCUGAUUUAUGAGCUUUAGAUUUAAGACCCACACAUUUCAAAAUCAGGGAGUAGAUUGGAGAGCAUUAUUGCUGGCUUCUCGUCAAAGAAGAACAUGUAAUCCGCAUACGCAGCCACUUUAUGCUCCACUCCACCAAACUGAAAGUAUGAGAUAUCUGGGUUUGUUUGAAUAGCAGAAAGAAAGGGCUCUAGAGAUAACACAAACAAAAUAGGGGACAAAGGGCAGCCCUGGUUGGUGCCGUUAGUACCAGGCACUUUUUGAUUGGAAAAAAAUAUUAGCGUGACAUUUAUUUAAAAAAAGGGAUGCAUAGAUAGGAUAUAAGGAAAUGUAACAGCAAUUAUAUGCAUAGAUUGCUUUGCAAACAAACUUAAAAAAAAGUUUUAACUUACACAAACUUAUUUCUUCAUAUUUGUUCAUCAGUUAUAAAGAAAUAUUUGUGAAAUGAAAUACUUUACACAGUGCUUAGUGUCCUUUAACUUUCAAUAUAUAAUAAAGGGUCUGCAAUGUUCGUAUGUAAGCAAAAUUUAUUUAUAAGCAAAAUGCAAUUUUUUUCAUAUACAGCAGAUGUGACAAAUAUAUAAGUACAAAUGGUCAAAUACCUAAUAGGUAUUUGCAAGGAAGCUGAAGGAAUUACUAGCAGUACAGCUUACUAAAAAUGGCAACAGAAUGUAAAAAUGUCUGCUCUUAAGGAUAAUGCUGACAUAAAGUUAAAUCAUAUAUUCCUAAAAUAAGUUCUGGAAUACUAAUGUAAUGCCAACAGUGAAAGGUCUCCUCCUACUCCUUGACUGUAGGAAUAGUAAAAUCCAUAAAAGCAGGGGUGAGCUUACAUUUUCAGCAACUUUACAGGCAUUGUAUCAUUAAGUAGUAGCUUCUGGCAGAUACAUUUGUUUCUCAACAGGCUGGUAAACCUAACUAGAUUAUAAAAAAUAAAUAAAAAAAUUACAAAGUGAGCAAGGCUUUAUUGUCCAGAUUUCAUACAAAAUAAAAGUUUAUUCUCGAUUUUCGUAUUGAGGAGCUUAAGUAGUUACUAAUUGCAUUCCUUACAUUUUGAGUACGGCUCUCCAUAGUAGUUUGUAUUUUUAUGCCAAGUUAUAUACCAGUAGGUGCCACAAUAUAUGUUUAAUAAGGAAGAUAUGGCAGACAAUAUACAGAUUUAGUCAAAUGUACCACACCAAUCACAGGUCUAGUUCCUCUGAAGCAUCAUUGUGUUUUGACAUGGCACAAUGGCACAAUAUUGUAUUUUGACAUCAUUGUGUUUUGACAUGGCACAAUAGUGGAUGUAUAAGAUAGCUGGAUCAUUAGAGGUCGGUUAUUAGCAAAAUUUGGGGUCUUUUAAAUAGAGUAAUUUAAAGGUACACACUUAAAUAUUUAUUCAUUAGUUGUCAAGAUGCACCAUUGCUAUAGUAAUGUGUCUGGAUAAUGAGAAUGAGUAAUCAAUUUUAACAAAGUUUAAUAUCUUAAAAUCACCAGAUAACUGCAUUAUGUGAGAACAUUUAAUAUUGUGUGAUAAUACUUUGUAGGCACUGUAGUGUACUGGUUUGAAGCCACUGUCCUGCUAAUUUAUAUAGGAGGGUGUGUUUAAACUUUUUGGAAUACCCAAUUAUGCCAUUAGCAAAGUCCCAAUUAAGGGGUAAAAUGUGUUUCGAAAAUAUUUGUUAAUCAAGAACGUGAUUUUAGCAUCAAUAGCACUUUUGAAGAUCAACGACUCUAAGGUUUAUAUAGACCCAAAGGGAGAGCGUUAAGAGACUCUCAUGCUGUUACAACUCCAAGGAAGACAGGUACCAUGCUUAUGAAAGCGGUGUCUAUCUCAGCACAAAUACUUGAGGGAAGACUUUUUAGUACUAUAAGAAGACUUUAGUAUGUAUAUGGAUACAUUUGUCUUUUUAUUUAUUUUCAUUUUACUUCUAUUGUAUGUGUAAUUUUACUAGGGUUGGUCAUUUUCUUUUCUAAUCUUUCAGGCUAAACUUUAUCUACAACUCCAGAAAACUCAGAGAUGUUGUGCAGAAUGACUUGUUGCCCUCAGCGGAAAUGGUCCUCGCUAUGAGACGCGAGUUUGGAAUUCCAGUUUCUUUGCUAGAUAUUUUUUCUGAAAGUGACAAGUUUUUCACUAACAAAGUGAUAAAAUCACAGAAAAGAAGUAAAACAUCCCAAACUAAACAAAGUAUGAUGUGCUAUUCAGUGGAUAAAUACAACUCACAAUAUAUUAAAUGGAAACAAGAAUGUGACCAACAUACAGACUACAUCAAGGUAUGUGUCUAGAAUAUACAUUUUGUUAUUAUUGUUGAGAAUAUGGGCAAAAGUAUUGGGAUACACCUCUUAAUUAUUGAAUUAAGGUGUUUGUCAGAUCCAAAUGUGUAUAAACUCCAACACCUUGCCAUGCACUCUGCAUUUACAAACAUUUGUGAAAAAAAAGGGUGGUUCUGAAGAGCUCAGUGAAUUCAAGUGUGGUACUGUGAUAGAAUGCCACCUUUGCAAUAAGUCAGCUUGUGAAAUGUCAUCUCUGCGAAGUAGUGUCAUCGAGUCUUUGAGGUAUGACCUCAUGAUUUUGACAGAUGGCUAUAGUAAAAUGUCUAUAUAUUCGGACAGAUUAGAUAAUAUAGAAUUUAUACCAGAGACAAUAGGUCUACCUGGAGAAUUCUUUUCAUCUUUAUGUAUUUUGGGUAAAAAGUAGAUUACUGGGAUUUUGGGAUGUGGGGUAUGUUUAAAUAUUCAAACUCUUUUUUAGUGAGUUUAAUUUUUUUUGUUAAAUAUAGAAAAAUUAAGGUUAAUAAGUCCAGAACUUAGGUGCUCCAAUCACCAAUGUGAGUCACUUAUCACAUAAAACAAAUAAACCAAUAUACAAAGAAUGUGAGUGGUGAGAGCACACUAUAUAACUUUACAACUUUACCCUUAUUGUACAUAAAAUCCCAUUGGGAAUCUAAAACCAAGAAGAGAAAAAAACAUAUAGGGUAAUAACGAAGCAACUAUGAUUAUUAAUACUGUAGAUGGUCAAACUCACAUGGUCAUGAGCCACUUAUAAAAGCUGGCUCAGACUAAUGGCAUGUCAAAUCAGCGUUUGUAAAGUUGAACUCCAAGCUAGAUUUCCUCUGUGGUCCUCAGUUCAAACUGCUUCAAUCAAUUCUGGAUGCAGGAAGUGAUGAAGUACAAAAAAACUUUUAUUUCCACAUACAAUAGGUAGCUGGAUACAAAUAAAACAAACACUGAUAUUAUAAAAAAGUCCACUUUAGAAUAAAACUUGACGCGUUUCGGCAUAUAGCCUUUUUCAAAAGUUCAUCCAUCUUCCUCUUUCUUUCUCGUUUAAAUACCUCUCUUUUGGCGCUCUUUUCUUCCCGCCGGCUGUGAUUUCUUCUUUCUUCCGGUUUCCGGUAUCUGGCCGCAUCUACGCUGCUUUCCGGCGUCUGGCCGCAUCCUCCUCAACUUCCGGCGGCAUUCCUGAUCGCGACGUCCCCUACGUAUGACGUCACGACGUUCUCUUCGUAUUGCCGUCGUGACGCAUGUGUCAGGGGCGGGGCCUUCUGUGCUAAACUGAAUUUCCUGAAUUUCUCGUCAAAAACUUCAACAAAAGAGUACGAUAUAUAUGUGAUACUUAUCGCAAAAAUUAAUGGUACUAUAUAUACUUUGGUUAAUGUUUAUGCACCAAAUUCGUGCCCAGGGGACUGUGGCGGCAGUGGCGUAGCGUGGGUUGUCAGCACCCGGGGCAAGGCAAGUAAUUUGCGCCCCCUAACCCGUGGAUUUUAGCAUUCGAGUCUCUUCCAAUAGAUUAGUUAAAGAAACCCUUACCCCCCAAGCAUGUAUUGUUUGUUAUGAAAAUACUUAUGUAAUUAAAGUAAAAUGCAUCUAAAUACAAGUUUAUUUUCCAACACUUUAUUGAGUGCGAACAUGCAUUACACACAUUCUCCACAUUUUCAGCAGGUCUAUGAAUACAAAUAUACAAAUGUAGUAACCUAGCAUGGGCCAUGCUAUUAUAUGUCGUCUACAUAUCGUAAACGACAAAAAAUAUCAAGAACAAAAACUAAAAAAAAAUCUCUGUAUUACAAUACAAUACAUGAACAUAUUGAUUUACUGCACCCAUCCCCUCCCCCUAAAAAUACAUUUCCACCAUUACAGAUUUUUUUUUUUAUCUAUACACAUUGCAUUUUACUACCCCCAACCCCUCCCCCUAAAAAAAAUCUCUUUAUUACAAUACAUGAACAUAUUGAUUUACUGCCCCCACCCCCUCCCCCUAAAAAUACAUUUUCACCAUUACAACUUAUUUUGCAGAUUUUUUGUUAUAUACACAAUUAACACAUUGCAUUUACUGCCCACUCCUCCUAAAACUAUAAUUUACUUUACAAAAAAGAGAACAAGGAACACAACGUUCCAAGUCCCUGUAUAGCCGCCGCACCCACCACCUCAAAACCUCCCCAAAAGGGGGGCAGUGGCUGCAGGGGUCACGCAGAGACCAACGUACCAGUAUGAGACUCCAGCUGUCUCAGAGGGGCUUAACCCCAAAUAUAAACACAAGAACAGAGAAAUAUGCAGACCGUCUCAAUUAUAUGAAUGAAACUUACUGCAUUGACUGGAAAAAAUAUAUCUAUGUAUAGCGCGAUGUUCCAAAUAUAGAACCUGGCUAUUAGAAAUAAUAUGGUCAGAGACCCUAAUUAAACAAAGUAUAUACAAAUGAACCUACAAUCCUAUGCCAGCCCAGGGUAGUAUAGAUCAAGAGGUAGUAAAAAAGAUAACCUCACUCCCCCUUAUAAUUAAGCUUUAUUGUGAUCUGCUAUAGGGAUAGGAGUAUACAGUAGCUAAGUCUCUAUAAUCCAUGCAUCCUAGGAAGUAUCCUGGUCACACUAGAAACAUAUUAAGAAAAACAGAGAGAGAUAAGGACUGAAAAUAAAAGUAAAAAAAUCAGUCAAAAACAGACUGAUAAUUAGCAUUAAUAAAGCCUCUCUCCCUGUAAAGCUAGCUAGAUAGGCAUAGGAAAGAAAAGAAGAAAAUGAUAUAAAAUAAAGUUAAAUUAGAUGGUGAUCAUGGUGCUCCAAACACCAGUGCCCAGUGCAGAAAAAACGCCCAACGUACGUUUCGGUGCAGAGAGAUGCACCUUCGUCAGUCAAUAUAAAAAAAUAAAAAAAAAAAAUACUUACACUUCUCUGAACACUUUCUCUGAAGAUACCUGCAGCUGCUCUCUCAGGAUGCUCGGCUAGGAGAAAGGGUGUGAGGGUGUUCCUGGCGUACUUCAGGUGGAGGCUAUGCGCAUGCGCUGUUACCGGCCGUGACUCAUUUCAUGACAUCACGGUGCGCGCUUGCGUUCAGGCGCAGGGGAGGUCAGAAGGAGGAGCCACCGAGCCAGUCCGUCCUACACUAUACGGCAAUGCCGGCCGCAUAGUGAAGGAUCGGAAUUCUGUAGCCACGGCCGGCGAGGCUCAAGAGAGGCAGCUACUGCGAGUGCGAGCGCGCCCCCCCAGAUGUUGCACCCGGUGCGGCCGGCCCCCCCUGCACCCCCCACGCUACACCUCUGUGUGGCGGAACCAACCUCGCCACUAUGCACUGGAGAAGCCUGGUUGCCAGCCUCCUGCCAUGUGACUAUGGCCCCUGGGAUGUAUUGCCCUUUAAAGACAUGAUUUGGGCAUAAUGGAUUUGUGUUGUGCUGCUGCUGGCCCUUUUAAGAACCAUCUGGGGACAUACUAUGGAGUUACUGGGUGGCCACCAUUUCCUGUAUCAGAAGCACAUGAUGAGAACAAUGGAUGGCGGCCAUUUUAACUCACAGACACUGUGUGGACUUUUCAACACGGUGCCAUCUCGCCAGUAUUUGUUGCACAGAGACAUUGUGCGGUGGUUUUGGACUAUACAGCAGGGGACACAUUAUACAGUGAUUGUUUUUUAUUUAGCCUGUAUAUGUUCUGCAGAAUCUGCAUUAAACUGUAUUUUCCAAAGUACUGAACGGAUCUGGGUGAAUUUUGGAUAUGUGGUUCACCCAGAUCCCCCAGUUCCAAGGAUAUACUUUUUAUGGGGUUAUUGCAUGUUUUGGGGUCCCUGUGAUGUGUUUUAUGAAACUGUAUUUCUCUGGCUGUGAUAAUUAGAUUACCCAUUGUGUUCAGUAAUCAUAUCACAGCCAGAGGGGAGGAUUUUGUGUGGGAGUGUCUGGGUGUAUUGUAUGGAUUGAUUGGCUGUUUUGUAGCGCCCUGUGGGCUGUACUAUGUUUGUGGAUUGGGAAUAAAAGAGACUGUAUGUGACAGUACAGGGAGUUCCUGUUUUAACCCUCAAAGUGAAGUGUUGUCUCAUUAUUGGGGGAAGGAUUUAUUGUAUGCUGUUCCAGUUUGACUGCUAGGAGAGUAAACCUAUUCGUAUGGUUCCUAUUCAACUGUCUACAGCAUUCAUAUGCUUGAGAAAAGGUAUACGCUUCUCUGGUUCGGUGAUUGUGGUGUCUGCUGCAGUGCUUGGAGUCCUCAGGAAGCGCUAGGAGCAUCUUUCAACGGAGGUACCCAGUCGGGGUGCCAGGCGAUCCGUUACAUGACUUUUUGGAUAAAAUUAUGGAAAAGGUUGAUGAAUUAGCAUGUGGUAACAUCAUAAUUGGGGGAGACUUCAACUGUGUAUUGGAUCCAACACUGGAUAAAAGUUAUAAAAAUGUUAGAGAUUACAAAUUUGCAAAUACCUAUGUUUCUGAUUUUUCUAAAUUUCUAGAUUGGAAUUCUCUAUUUGAUUGUUGGAGGAUUUUGAAUCCUAGUGAGAGAGACUAUACUUUUUUUUCACAUGUCCAUCAGACCUAUUCUCGAAUAGACAUGUUUUUGGUGAAAGCGGGGUUUCUGAGCUCUAUUAUUAAAUCCAAUAUUGGAUCCAUAGUUAUAUCAGACCAUGCACCAGUAUUCAUUAAGGUUAAGUUAAAAGGUGGUCAUAGACCAAGGACAAGGUGGAGACUUAAUGAAAGCCUCCUGAAAUCAGAGUGCAACAUUGAUUUUUUGUCAUCUGAAAUUGAAAACUUUUUGAUCACCAAUGAUAAUGGGGAAGUUUCUACGGCAACGGUAUGGUGUACCCUUAAAAGUUUUACAAGGGGAUUAUUGAUUAAACUUGGUUCAGAAUCUAAAAGGAAGAAGGGGGAAUCUCUUCAAGAGUUAAGAAUAAAAUUGGUAAAUAAGGAACGUCUAAAUAAAAAUAGGGUGAAUAAAGAUUUAAUUGAAGAAAUAGCUAAGUUAAGGGAAACUAUCAAAGAUAGAAUUUAUGAUACGGUUAAUAAAAAUAUACUAUUCCUUAAACAAAGAAGAUGGUACCAUAAUAAUAAUAAUAAAAUAAAUAAAGACCUUUCUAACAAAAUUAAAAAUAAUCUCAAAGAUAAAUUUAUAAAAAAAAUUGUUUUAGGUGAUAAACAUUUAGUGUCACCAAAUGAUAUUGUAAAUGCAUUUGCGGAAUUUUAUAAAUCUUUAUAUAACCUAAAGGAAGUAGGGAGGAGUAGAGAAGAAAUGGAUACAUUUUUGAGCAACCUUAAAUUACCAAAAAUUAAUCAAAGGAAGUUGGAAUUGCUGAAUGCCCCAUUCUCACUAUCAGAAGUAAUAGAUAAGUUAAAAUCGAAUAAGGCUCCAGGCCCAGAUGGCUUCUCAUCAAUGUUUUACAAAACUUUUUCUAGACUCAUUUCCCCUAUCCUCUUAGAGAUGUUUAUGAAGGCGUCCGCGGAUACCCCCUUCCCCAAUGAGAUGCUAUUGGCUUCAAUCAUUCCUAUACCCAAAGUAGGGAAAGAUCCAACACUUAUUACUAACUAUAGACCUAUAUCUCUUAUUAACUUAGAUAUAAAGAUAUUCUCUCAAAUAUUAUCUAACAGAUUUAAAAAGGUAAUCGGAGAACUGAUUGACGUUGAUCAGUCUGGAUUUGUGCGAGGGAGAGGUACUACAGAUAAUACACGUAGGACAUUUAAUUUAAUACAUAGAAUAAAUGAGCAUAAAUGGGGAUCUGUUAUUAUGGCUCUCGAUGCUGAGAAGGCCUUUGACAGAGUCAAUUGGAGAUUCCUGGACUCUGUCAUGGGCCAAUUUGGCUUAGAGGGUCAGUUUAGACAUAAAAUUAUGUUGCUAUAUAGGAAUUCUACAGCUAAAAUAAUUAACCCUCUUGUUGAGUCUGUCCACUUUGAGGUCAAAAAUGGUACUAGACAGGGUUGCCCUUUGGCUCCCCUGUUAUAUAUUCUUACAAUUGAACCUUUGGCCACUUUGAUUAGACAGGAUAUUAACGUAAAGGGGGUCAAGUCUCUCAAUGGGAAAACCAAGGUUUCCCUUUUCGCAGACAAUGUCCUCCUUACUCUGACGGAUCCAAUGGUUUCAAUCCCAUCGGUAUUGGAUGUUAUAUCCAACUAUAGUAGUUUUUAACUACAAGAUCAAUAUGAAAAAAACUCAAAUUUUAGCCUCUUUUUUAUCUGAGGCUCAGAAAGAUCUUCUGACUGCACAUUUCCAUUUCUCGUGGGCAAAAGAUACUAUUGGUUAUUUGGGGAUUAAAAUAUCCUUUGAUAUAGAGAGGACGAUACAAACAAACUAUGAUACAUUAUUAAGAGAUUUGCAACAAUUGGUAGACAAUUGGAGGAAGAUUGAGUCCUCAUGGAUAGGUAGAUUAAAUAUGACCAAGGCAUUUCUGAUACCUAAACUUAUAUAUUACUUUAGGGCGAUUCCUUAUAGAUUGGGGAAAGGUAUUCUUAAUCGUUUUCAAACUUUGAUUUCUAAAUGCAUUUGGGCAAAUAAACCACCUAAGAUAGCUUUUGACACUCUUCGAAGGAGCUAUCAGAAGGGUGGUAUAGCAUUUCCAGAUGUUGAUAAAAUUCAUGAAGCAUGUAUGGCGACUCAUCUUUUACAGUGGCUAGACAAGGAACAGGGAUCCAUAUCAUGGCUUACCCUAGAACAGGAGGAUAGCCCUAAACAUAAAUUGUUUGUUCUUUUUUGGAUGGGUUUGUUAAAUUUGGGUGAAUUGGAUACCAAGAAUUUUUCGAACCGGAUAUUGAUAGAUAUGAUCAAUACUUCUAGAAUUCUAAAUAAGAAAUUGAAGUUAGAAGAUAAAUUAUUAUAUAGAGUUCCACUAGUGGUCCUACAACAUAUAAUGGAUAAUAUAAAUGUUCAGCCUUGGAUACAUCUAGGUAUAGUGAAGAUCUCGGAUUUAUGGGAUGGAUUUAAACCCAUCCCAUUUAUACAAUUGCAAGAAAAGUUUAAUCUUUCCCCUAGAGAUCUUUUCCAAUAUCUAAGGAUUAAGAAUUUUAUACUAUCUCGGACUAUACUUAAGGACCACAACGUUAAUCCCCUUAUUAUAUUAUAUAAAAAGAAGGCAGGGAUCUCUAGAUUUAUCAAGGUGCUAGAAUCAAUGGAACAAGACUCUCAUGCUACCUCCUUUGUUAAAUGGGAACAAGAUAUUGGGGAAUCCUUUUCACUUCUGGAAUGGACUACACUCCUGGUUAAACGUAGUAUACAUAGUGUCUCUCUUUAUGAAACACAUUUAAAGAUAAUAUAUAGGUGGUAUAUGGUACCGGCUAGACUAUAUAAGAUAUCAUCUGCCCAUUCUAAGAAUUGUUGGAGAUGUGGAAAGGAGGAGGGCACUAUUUACCAUAUAUGGUGGGAAUGUCACGGUCUUGAUAAUAUAAAAACUCAAAUGCUUGGCCUUAUUAAUUCUAUUUUUAAGGAGAUAAAAGAAAUUAGCCCUCAACUUUUUCUCUUUAACAUUGGCUUUCCUUCGCAGGAUAAAUAUCAAAAAUAUCUCUUGACUCAUAUAUUUUUUGCCAUUAAAAUAUGUAUAGCUAGGGCUUGGAAAUCUGCUAUCCCAUUAAUAUGGCACAAUAUUAUGGAGCAAAUAGAUUAUCAAUAUAGGAUGGAAUUAAAUCCCUUUUUUGGUAUUAGAGAUGUGGCCAAACUAUGGUUACCCUGGACAAACAGACAGAAUUCAUGAUGACAUAUUUUGGUUCCCCCUUAUCGAGUCUCAGAGGAUGUAUUAUUUGUAUUAUAAUUAUUUACAUCUUUAUAUUUUUUUUUUUUCCUAUCAAUGUGACAAUUAUAUCAUGGAAAUUUCUGGUGUUAAUUCUUUGAGAGUGAUUGGCAAUGGUCAAAUGUAGUGUGAUUGAAUAUACAUCGGGUGUACGACGGUUUUCAAUGGAAACACUGCACUAUUUGUGGAAUCAUUUGAUGCCUAAUUUUAAUUUUUUUUUCAGUGCCUUUAUCACAAUAUACUGCCAGCUUAUCCAUACUAUUAGCAGUUAUAUUGAUGGUUUUAAUCUUUCUUUCUUUUUUUUGCCUUUUUUUUUUUUUUGAUUGUUUGUCUAACUUUGGUUGUCUUCUAUAAUAUGUAUUUCUGCAUAUGGUUGUCUUAAUGUGCUGGAGGAUUGCCUUUGGUGUACCUCACAUGCAAAUGUUAAAAAAAAUUUAUAUGACAAAAUAAAGAAAUAUGAAAUGUUAACAAAAAAAAAAAAAAAAAGAGAGAAUGGUAUUUUAAAUAAAAAGGAAUUUUUAAAUGUUAAGUUCCCAAAAAUUUCUGUAUUUUAUGUACUUCCAAAAGUACAUAAAGAUGCAGACAAUCCACCAGGGAGACCUAUAGUCUCCGGUAUAGGAUCCCUUUUAGCUCCACUUUCAAAAUAUAUAGAUCAGUUUUUACAAGAUCCUGUUAAGAAAUGUAGAGCGUAUCUUAAAGAUACAAUAAGUCUUUUAAAUAUUUUGAAUGAUUUUCAGUGGAAAGAAAAUUAUAUUUUGGCAACCGCAGAUGUGAGUAGCCUAUAUACCAAUACUGAUCACAGUAAGGGAUAUGAGGCUGCAGCGUAUUUUUUGAGAAAGUUUAGUGACCUGUCCGACAUUCAAAUAAAUUUUAUUAUAGAAGGAAUAGAGAUAAUACUCAAAAAUAAUUUCUUUUGGUUUGAUAAUAAAUUUUAUUUACAAAUUAAAGGCACGGCUAUGGGGACCAGAUUUACCCCAAGUUAUGCCAACCUUUUUAUGGCGUAUUGGGAAGAUCUUUUUAUUUAUAAGGAUGAAUUAAUUGGGGCAAAUCUGGUCCUCUAUAAACGUUAUAUAGAUGAUGUGUUUUUAAUAUGGAAAGGUAGUGAGGAAACACUCAAGACACUUUUUAAUAAUUUAAAUAAUAAUAAGUGGAAUAUUACCCUUACAUAUGAUAUCAGCUGCCAGACUAUUAAUUUUUUAGAUUUAACAAUUUUUAUUGAACAACAAAAAAUUAAAAGUAAAACUUAUUUUAAGUUGGUUGAUGUCAACAGUUUUAUUAAUUGUAAUAGUUGCCAUUUUAGACCAUGGCUAGAGAAUAUCCCAAAAUGUUGCGAGUUAAAAGGAACUGCACAGAAAAUAAAGAGUUUGUACAGCAAACAGAAAGAUUAAUGGGACAGUUUGAGGAAAAAGGAUAUGAAAGUAGUGUUUUGGAAAAAACUUUUAGAGAGAUUGAAAAAAUUGAUAGGCAAACACUUUUACAAUACAAAAAUAAAGUUUUGAACCAAAGGGAAGAUGAGGAAGUACCCCUUAUUUUUUAUUUUAGCUCCAAUAAUAGGGACUUGAGAAAAUUUUUUUAUAAAAAUUGGCAUAUUUUAAAAACUGAUGAUAGGUUAAUCAAUUUUAUAAAGGAUAAACCAAAAAUUAUUUUUAGAGGGGCAAGGAAUCUUAAACAAGUUUUAACAAAAAGUUUUUUAGAUAUUGAUAAGAAAGAGAAUUUUUUUAAACAACCAAAUGGAUUUUAUUAUUGUGGAGAUUGUAGGGGUUGUAAAACAACAAAAAAUAGGACCUAUAAAAAGAUCCUGAAUUUCUUGUCAAAAACUUCAACAAAAGAGUACGAUAUUAAAUCUUUUAUAACAUGUAAUAGUAAAGGGGUGAUAUAUAUGUUAAUCUGUCCAUGUGGACUACAGUAUAUAGGGAGGACUUCCCGCAGUCUUAAAAUUAGGAUCAGGGAACACAUUUAUAAUAUUAAUCGUAAGUUUGUGAAUCACAGUGUUUCUAAACAUUUUAUGGAAUAUCACAAUAGUGAUCCGAAACACCUAGAUUUUGUAGGAAUUGAAAGAGUAGAUAUACAUUGGAGAGGUGGAGAUAAAGAAAAUUUACUUAAUAGGACAGAAAUGAAGUGGAUUUUUAAUAUGGAUACUUUAAUGCCACAAGGUCUAAAUGUGGACUUUGAGAUCACCCCAUAUUUAUAAAGUUUAUAAAGUUAAUUUAAUUUUAAUUACCAUUUUCUAUAUAUUAAAAAGUUUUUUUUAAAUAAUAUUUUUUUUAAAAAUUUAAAUUUUUUAUUUUUAAACCUUGUUUGUAAGUUUUUAUUAAUAUAUGAAUUAAUAUAUUAUGUAGUGAUUUUCCUUUAGAAGACCCCCUAUAUAUUAUAUAUGGUUAUAUAGAUAAUCAUAUAUAUAUAUAUUUUUUAAUUAUAUAUUUACUGUAUAUAAUUGUCACGGUCCACGCCGUGACAUCCAGUCUGCCAGACGUGGUCGCUCUGGAAGCGCCCGAUAGGGGAUUUGAACUGUGGUUCUUCUGGACCAUAUCCUGCUGUUCUUCCUCUGAGCCAUUUCAGGACUUUGGAUAACUCCCUGUUUAUUCUUGUAUUGCCUGCAGCACCAGGGGGCUGGACUUCACCAAAGGCUCUGAUCUGUCAGUAACUCUCCAGCUGAAUCUGAUCCUAAUUAACAGGAUAUAAAAGCCUGCCUCACCCUGGGAGGGGUGUCAGUUCAUUGACUCUGGUUCUCUUGUUUGGUUCCUGUUACUCCGUACCUGCGUUCCAGUGAUUCUUGGCUUUCCGGCUUCUGACCUUGGCUUUCCUCCUGGACUACUCUGACCUCUGGCUUCCCUGAUUUUGGCUUCCCUUGACCACGCUUCUGCUUAUCCCUGCUGUACUGAGUCUUGGAGCACCUUUCCUGGAAAGCCCCCGUGCACAGACUAACAGGCCAGGUGGCGUCUUACCUGGUCACCCUGGUCUGUGUCUACUUUGCAAGGGUGAGCGUAUAACUCUGCGAGCUGGACUCCCUAUCAGGUAAGACUCCGUUACAGAUGAACUGAACAUGGAGUCUGCAGAGUUAUACAAGUUACUCACCUCCCUGGCCGAGCAAGUCUCCAACCUGUCCCAGAAUGUUACAGAUUUACAGAGACAUUCAUUGGCAUUUAAAGGAGCAACGCUUCCAGUCCCGGAACAUGUAUACCCAGAACCGUAUGUCUUUAUGCCUGACAGGUUCGACGGUUCCCGUUCUACUUUUCCGAUGUUCAAGACGGAUUGUGAGCUACUAUUUGCCCUGAAAUCGAGAACCUACGCCACCGACUUUAUCAAAGUACGCUCCGCUAUUAACCUAUGUACCGGGCGAAUUAAGGCGUGGGCACACCAGAAGUUGCAGGAGAGAAGUACUGUCUUGGACUCCUGGGAGUUGUUUAUGUCCGCAAUGGAUUCUCAGUGUUUUGCAGCAAGAAAAGCAACUUCCAAACCCAUUUCAGGUCCUCGCAGAACCCGGUUGCCUAGAGAAGAGGAAUUGUUUUAUGGAUACAAAAAUCCCAUUUUGUUGCAGCAUGAACCCACUUUCAAGGACCCGCCUUGUAACCCUGUUUACACUCGAGCUAGCAGUGAAACUCCAGUCGACAUGGAGGAACCCAUGGAGAUUGGCUUCACCAGGACUAGAUUGUCCCCUAAGGAAAAGGACCGCAGGAGAGCCCAUGGUCUAUGUCUAUACUGUGGGAAAAGAGGGCAUUUCAUAUUGCUUUGCCCGACUCGUCCACCUAGGCCAAGACCCCUUCUGUCUGGUGCCAUAUGGACUUACCCUGUCAUCCCAGCAAGACAGCCUGGACACUGCCAGCCCUGUCCCCGUCCUGUGACACAAAAGGGUACCCAAACUAAUACUGUUAAUGUUACCAGUACCUCUGUGGAAACUUCACCUCUUGCUCUAGAAAAAUUUGGACCACUUCCUGAUAACACUUCUGUUCAAGCAAGCACCAUCACCACUUCCUGCCUUGCCAAAACAGUUCUGCCUCCUGACUGCACCUAUGCCUCAAAUGGCACAGUUGUGUGUAAACAAGAUCUAGAAAUAUUCGAAAAGGCUUUGAAAGCUGCAAAUGCCUCCCCUAUAGCACCCGAAACUGGUACCAUAAAGUCCCAGUCUGUAGACUUUGAUUACAAAGACUAUCUUAGUGAUACUGAUACUGAAGAUGAAGAGUACCAUUUCCAGGAAGAGCCUGUUCACGCCCGGAGGGCGUUCUUGACGGGGGGGUACUGUCACGGUCCACGCCGUGACAUCCAGUCUGCCAGACGUGGUCGCUCUGGAAGCGCCCGAUAGGGGAUUUGAACUGUGGUUCUUCUGGACCAUAUCCUGCUGUUCUUCCUCUGAGCCAUUUCAGGACUUUGGAUAACUCCCUGUUUAUUCUUGUAUUGCCUGCAGCACCAGGGGGCUGGACUUCACCAAAGGCUCUGAUCUGUCAGUAACUCUCCAGCUGAAUCUGAUCCUAAUUAACAGGAUAUAAAAGCCUGCCUCACCCUGGGAGGGGUGUCAGUUCAUUGACUCUGGUUCUCUUGUUUGGUUCCUGUUACUCCGUACCUGCGUUCCAGUGAUUCUUGUCUUUCCGGCUUCUGACCUUGGCUUUCCUCCUGGACUACUCUGACCUCUGGCUUCCCUGAUUUUGGCUUCCCUUGACCACGCUUCUGCUUAUCCCUGCUGUACUGAGUCUUGGAGCACCUUUCCUGGAAAGCCCCCGUGCACAGACUCACAGGCCAGGUGGCGUCUUACCUGGUCACCCUGGUCUGUGUCUACUUUGCAAGGGUGAGCGUAUAACUCUGCGAGCUGGACUCCCUAUCAGGUAAGACUCCGUUACAAUAAUGUUGGGUUGAUCUCAAUUCCCCUUUCACAUAUAUGUAUAUAUAUGUUUUUAAAUUCAUGAAUACAAACAUGUUGUUAAUUCACAUAUAUAUAAUUCACAUAUAUAUAUAAUUAAUUUUUUUUCCUUUUUAUCCUUUCCUGUUUAGUAUAUCCGGAUAGUUUAAUUUUAAAUGUAUAAUUUUAAGGUUAUAAGAUGUAUAAUGUGGGGUGGAAUUGGAUGUAAUGUUUGCAUUUUUGCCCUUUCUGGACGUUUGUAAGAUCCAUUUCUAAAGAGGGCAAACUAGUUUAGCACAGAAGGCCCCGCCCCUGACACAUGCGUCACGACGGCAAUACGAAGAGAACGUUGUGACGUCAUACGUAGGGGACGUCGCGAUCAGGAAUGACGCCGGAAGUUGAGGAGGAUGCGGCCAGAUGCCGGAAAGCAGCGUGGAUGCGGCCAGAUACCGGAAACCGGAAGAAAGAAGAAAUCACAGCCGGCGGGAAGAAAAGAGCGCCAAAAGAGAGGUAUUUAAACGAGAAAGAAAGAGGAAGAUGGAUGAACUUUUGAAAAAGGCUAUAUGCCGAAACGCGGACCCUUAGAUAAAAAUAUUGAUAGUUUUUUUUUAUAGUUUGGGUGGGGUCUGAAGAUAGUUCACCAUAUACAUUCUGAUCGUUUAGUUGUCUUUUUCUUUUGUUUGAUUUUGUCUCAAUCAUGUAGUACCAACUUCUCAAACACCUCUAUAGGGCCUGACUUAAAACUGGAUGGGUAAAAAUUGGAACAUUUUUUCAGCAAGGUACUUAUUACUUGAAGUUUGUUUGUAGUGCAUGGGUCUGAGGUAGAGUUGCUUGGGGUGUUGUUGGGGGAGAUUGUUUCCCAGACUAAUUUAUACGCUAGCCAAUUUAGUGAUACCAAUCCAGGUAGCUAUACAGUCAGGGAAAAUGCUUGGCAUCCCACAGAUGUCCCUGAACUUAAAAAAUUCUGGGCUCUUACAAUGCUCAUGGGGAUUAUAAGGAAGCCAUCAAUUCGCUCUCACUGGAUCACCAACCCAAUCUGUUCUAGUCCGGUGUACUCCCAAACAAUGUCUAGAGCAAGAUAUGAGCUGCUGCUGCUGAGAUAUUUGCAUUUUAAUGAUACCCCAAAGAUCACCCCCAAUAUGAUACGCUUCAUAAAAUACGCCCAGCACAAAUUUUCUGAAGUUUAUACUCCUAGGGUUCAAGCAAUAUAUCCCCUCAAAGCACUCUAGGUAUGGCGUUAAAGUGUACAGACUGUGCAAGCGCGAAAGUGGCUACACAUUUGCCUUUCAUGUAUAUGAGGGGAAAGAUGGUCAACUGAACCUUCCUGGCUGUUCUGACUCUCUGGGUACAAGUGGGAAACUUGUUUGGGACCUACUGAUCCCCUUGUUCAAUAAAGGUUACCACCUGGCACCCUGACUGGGUACCUCCAUUGAUGGAUGCUCCUAGCUCUUCUUGAGGAUUCCAAGCACUCUAACUGACACCACAACCACCGCAGGCCGAACCUCUCUUCCUUCAGAGCGAAGCCGGAACGAGCUCUUAAAAGAGCUUAGGAGUGAUUAUAGCAAGGGAAUAUGCAGAGCAUAGCAAUUCCUUGUAGCAGAUUCCCCCAAUAAGAGACUCCAAAUUGAAGGUGAAGUAGAACUGUCUAAAACUUUAUUUUACUUGGGACUAGCCCAUCUGGUCAUUACAUGAACAUUGCUGUGAAAACUCAAUAAAAUUGCAAACAGUCAAAUCAUAGCAGGCAACAUACAGUGACUUAUUAUAACAUAAUUACAUAUUUAUAAAUGGGUGGGGAAGACCAUAAUUAACACAAAAUGUCUCUCCUGCAUGCAGAAUUAGCGAUAUGCAAAUCUACCCGAAUAUGCAAAUUACCAGUCUUGCUAUUCAGGUAGUGCAUAUUGCUGUUGCUACCAACCAGCUCCAUAGCCAAAUCCACCUAGUUGGUAGCAAUCCUCAGCAGUACAGGAGAGCAGGCAAUACAUCCCAGGGGCCAUAGUCACAUGGCAGGAGGCUGGCAAUCAGUCUUCUCCAGGCACAAGUGGCGAUGUUACUUUCGCCACACCACCUUUAUGUGGACAAUUUUUACAACAGUGUCCACUUGUUUAAAAUUAUUUAUGGUUUGCAGACACUGGCCUGCGGCACUGUGAGAAGAAAUUCCAAGGAUUUCCACAGACCUCUCAUAGAGGCCAAAUUUUAAAAAAAGGGUGAAUGCAAAGCUCUACACAAAGCUGAAGUGCUUGCAAUAAAAAAGGAUGUUCACAUGCUAACCACCGUCCAUGACGAAAGGAUGUCAGACGUCACUGCCCAAAGCAGAGUACAGACCAAACCUGUUUGCAUCAGGGCUUGUAACAGGCACAUGGGGGUGUUGAUUUGGCUGAUCAGCUGAUCAUAUCUUAUAUUAAGAAAGACAAAAGCCUGGUAUAAAAAGGUGGCUAUCUACCUGAUGCAAGUAGUAACACACAAUUCAUUUUUACUCUUUAAAAAAAUGAAUCUAGGAAAAAAACACCUUUCUCCAAUUUCAGCUCAAGCUGAUUUCCACAAUAAUUUAUGGAGAUGGUCAAGUUCCAACAACGGUGCCAGAGGAGUACAGACAUUUUAUUUUUAAGAUACCGCCAACUGCAAAAAAAACAAAUCCCCAAGGUUUGUUAUAAAAAAGGGAACAGGACAGACACCCCUUUUCACUGUCCCGAUUGCCCUACAAAACCUGGACUGUGUAUUGGAACAUGUUUUAAGCUCCACCACAAAGAACAUACAUUUUUAUAAUACUUGGUCCUCAUUUUUUUUAUUUAUUUUUAUUUUUUUUAUUUUGCAAGCGGCAAAUUUCUGUUCGUCAGUAUCCUUCCCCAAAAUCUCCAGUUAGAUUAUUUUUGCAGGAGUUAGUUUAGAGAUUGCUGCUAACGGAAGUUUUAGUCUCAUUUAGUCUGUUUUUAUCAGUUUUAGUCUGUUUUUAAUAAAAAAAUACAAAAUUGUGUGUUAGUAACUCUGUGUUAGUCAGACUCUGACGCCACUGACACUGCGUCCGAUUUUGACCCAGGUCAGUUUUCUGACACAUCUAGUGACAUGUCAUCUGUGUGUGAGCCGGCUGCAAAAAGAAGCCAUGCUUUCUCUGCUACGCCGAAUGUGGAGGAAGAAUGGGAACAUUUAGCUGAGCCCAACAUCCCCCUCUUUUAGUGCCAACAAAGGCAUUAAUGUCAAUGUGGAUGACUUCUACCCUAUGCAAUAUAUGGAGCUAUUUUUAGGGAAUACCAUCUGGGAGGAGAUUGCUCCCCAGACUAAUUUAUAUGCUACCCAAUUUAUUGAUACCAAUCCAGGUAGCUAUGCAGUCAAGGAGGAGCAUGCUUGGCAUCCCACAGAUGUCGCUGAACUUAAAAAAUUCUGGGCUCUUACAAUUCUCAUGGGGAUUAUAAAGAAGCCAUCAAUUCGCUCUUACUGGAGCAACAACCCUAUCUGUUCUAGUCCUGUGUACUCCCAGACCAUAUCUAGAGCAAGAUAUGAAUUGCUGCUGAGAUAUUUACAUUAUAAUGACAAUACCCUCUGUCACCCCAGAGAUCACACCCAAUAUGAUAGGCUUCAUAAAAUACGCUUCAUAAAAUACGCCCAGCACAAAUUUUCUGAAGUUUAUACUCCCCAACAAAAUUCAUCCAUUGAUAAAUCCUUAAUGAAAUAUAAAGGGAGAUUAGGAUUCACACAAUACAUCUCCUCAAAGCGCUCUAGGUAUAGCGUAAAAUUCUACAAACUAUGUGAGAGCAAAAGUGGCUAUACAUUUGCCUUUCAUGUAUGAGGGGAAAGAUGGUCAACUGGACCCUCCUGGCUGUCUCGACUCUCUGGGGACAAGUGAGAAACUUGUUUGGGAACUACUGAUCCCCUUGUUCAAUUAUGUGGACAAUUUCUUAUAGCAGUGUCCGUUUGUUUCAAACUCUUUAUGGUUUGAGAUACUCGCCUGUGGCACUGUGAGAAGAAAUGCCAAGGAUUUCCCCAGAUCUUUUAUAGAGGCCAAAUUACAAAAAAAGGUGAAUGUAAAGCUCUACACAAAGCUAAAGUGCUUGCAAUAAAAUUUAAGGACAGGGAGGAUGUUAAUAUACUAACCACCAUCCAUGACGAAAGCACAGCAGAUGUCACUGUCCGAGGCAGAGUACAGACCAAACCUGUUUGCAUCAGGGCUUAUAACAGGCACAUGGGGGGGAAGGGGGUGUUUAUUUGGCUGAUCAGCUGAUGCAGCCAUAUCUUAUCUUCAGAAAGACAAAAGCCUGGUAUAAAAAGGUGGCUAUCUAUCUGAUGCAAGUAGCAGCCCACAAUUAAUUUUUACUUUAAAAAAAAUGAAUCCUGGAAAAACCACCUUUUUCCAAUUUCAGUUCAAGCUGAUUUCCACAAUCAUUUAUGGAGAUGGUCAAGUUCCAAUAACGGUGCCAGAGGAGUCCAGACAUUUUAUUUUUUAGAUACCGCCAACUGCAAAAAAAUCAAAUCGCCAGAAACGUUGCUGGGUCUGUUAUAAAAAAGGGAAAAGGACAGACACCCCUUUGCACUGUCCUGAUUGCCCUUCAAAACCUGGACUGUGUAUUGGAACAUGUUUAAGCUUUACCACACAGAACAUACCUUUUUGUAAGAAUUUUUAUUUUUGUUUCUUUUGAAAGCGGCAAAUUUAAGUUAGUCAGUUUCGUUCCUCCAAAUCUCCAGAUUCUUUUUGCAGGAGUUAGUUUAGAGAAUGUUGCUAAAGGUGCAUUUGAUACCUGCACAUUUGGUUAAAAAAGUUUUCUGGCAGUAACAUAUAACUGGCCGGCCAAAACCAGAUGACGUGUGCAUAAAAAGCAGAAUUCAAAUAUUACUCAUAUGCACAUUCUCUGAAAUUUGUUUAGCACAAUGGAUGGGUGAAGGAUGUGAAAACACCCCAUAUACAAUACCCUGGAAUGUCUACUUUAUUUAAAUAUAACCUUUAAUGAUGUUAACAUUAACUGGGGGAUGCAAAAAUAUGCCAAAUUGAAGAUAGGCCAACAGACAUGUAUAUGUUUUGAUCGUGGCCUUUUAGCCCCCAAACAACCCAGCGAACCUAUGCAUGGGUGAUAUCACUGGACUCAGGAGAUGUUCCUGAACACAUAAUGGUGGUAGAAUUAGUGCAUAGAAAGUGUUAAAAUACCACCAUUUAAAAUACCCUGGGUUGUCUACUUUUCAAAAAUAUAUGGUUUGAUGGGGGUAAAAUACAUUGGCAUGCCUUACAAAUGUCCCAAAUAGGACAUGUGCGCAGGUUGACUACAUGUCAAAAUUCCAAGUUGGAAAAUGGAUAUGUGCACCUGCCAAAUGUGGCCUUUUAGCCCCCAAACAACCCGACAAGCCUAUGUAUGGGUACUAUCACUGUACUCAGGAGAUGUUGCUGAAUACAUAUUGGGGUGUUGUUUGGCAGUGACACAAACACUAUCUUGUUAUUCAUGCCUAAAGUACAAUGUGUGUGAAAAAAAAACAAAAAAAAAAUUACUACCUAAAAGUUUGACAAAGUCUGGUGGUAGAAUUAUUGCAUGGAAAGUGAUAUAAUACCACCAUUUGAAAUUCCCUAGCGUGUCUACUUUUGAAAAAUAUAUGGUUUGAUGGGAGUAAAAUACAUUGGCCAGCCUUACAAAUGUCCAAAUAGGACAUAAUAUAAUAUAAUAUAUAAUAUAAUUUACAUGCUCCAGUAUUUAAGUCAGAGUAUUACUUUCAUAUCUAUUCAUACUUUAUCAUCUGCCCAUAAUAUUGAUUCUAUAAACAUGUUAGGUUAAAAAAAGGGAUUUUUUUUCUCAUUUACUGACAAUCCAUCUUUAUAUAUUACAAAUUGUAUAAUAAUCUCAAGCUUAUAUUGCUCAAAUAUUGAAAGUAUUGUUUUUGUCUAUCAGGGUGGAAUUUAUUAGCACCCCUGGUUACUGCAUAAUGCAUGCUUAUUUAUGUCGUAUUAUAUUUUUGACGAUAAGAAUCCUUUUAAAGAGGCCAAAAUACCUAAAAAUAAGAGAUGGAUAGAUGAAGAAGAAUAAAACAGGGACUAUGUGAGGUUCCUUCCCUCAUUUUUGUCUUCUAUAUAUACCUUGAUAUCUAUUCUAUAUAUACCUUGAUAUCCAUUGGAUCUGAAUACCAUCCAAGUCUGGAAAUAAUGUCACCAUAAUCCCACUUAGGGUAGGUGGUUACAUUUCCACUACUUUGUAAACUCAACUUUUGUUGUUAAUAGCUUUAUUGGGCUCUUUUCUAAACAUUAACUUAUGUUACAUACAACACAUACUCCAACUGGAAUUAAAUGUUGUAUGCCUUUCUGAGGAAAUUAGCAAAAAUAUAAACACCCUCACAAACAACACCAUUCACUUUAUCACACAACAUAUGUCUGGCCAAUCAGUGCAUUAGAUGAGUGUUGGAGAUAUUCGAUGUAUCAAAGUAGAAAUAUUUCUAGUUACUAAAGAACAGAGAACAUGUAUUUUUUUUUUUACAGGACAAUAUUGAAAAGAUACAUCAUCUGAGCAGACCUGUAUCAAAGGCUACAAACAAGUAUAUUGAAGUCCCAGAUGACAGUGGAGUGCCUCAUAAUUACAGCUGUCAGACUUUCAAUUCCUUCCAAUGUGCGCAGAAUAUUUUACAGCAAGAAAUGGCAAAAGUAAGUCUUCAGAUCCUUUUUGGUCAUUUCUAAAACCCAACCUAUUACCAAAAAAACAAUACAUUGUAAGAUUUAAUUGUGAUCAGCAGGACCUCCACUUUCACUUCAAUUGUCAUGCUUUUGGAAAAUAUCUGCUUUUGCACAGCUGCUUGCACUACAAAUAUUGUAAAGUAAAUUGAUAUAACUGGCAUUUGAUAAACAUGUAAUUCCUGGUGCAAACGAAAUGUUAUUUUGACCUUUGGUUUUGCCACUGGAUAGCAGUUCUUGAAUAUCAGAAUGCUUCAUUACCCCUAUAGACGGGACAUUGAAAGAGUGCCUGUAUACAUUUAAUAGUAAAUGUUAAUGUUGAUAAUAUUUGAAAGCCCUCUUGUGAUAGCAUCUCUCUUAACUAAGCUUUUGACUAAACAUUGCUUCCUCUUAAUUUCCUCAGACAUAAUGGCAUUCUGAAGUCAAAUAUCAGAUAUCCAGAAUCAACAAUAGACAUUGCACUUACUGCCACUUAAACUGUAAAAACUAUAGGUCAUACAAUUCUACAAUAUUUUUCUAUUGACCCAAAACACUUCUCAUUUCUUUUCUUGUGCUCUCUGGAAUGCUUGCUCUGUAUGUAACUAACUCAAAGCCAUCCAUGACCUGUUCGUUUUUUUCACCUCUUAACAAUUGGCGAUACCUAACUAUCUUUUUCUGACACUGCAUCCAUUGCUGCUCUCUAACACGGCGGCCUACUCUCUAGCCAUACCCUUAGGCUAGGUGGGAGACAUAAUGAUGGUGUUGCUCCUUCCCUUCUACACCUUUAACAACUUUUCUUCUCUGCCAUUUUUCCUCUUUUAAAGUUCACUGCAUUUACCUAUUCUCCCCCAUCUCUCAUAGAAUGGCAGUGAUUUAUAUCCAUCCUGGACCAACCUCUGUAAACUUUACCACCUGUCUACCUCACUUACUCUCUUCAAAUGUACCAUUGCUAAUACUUAGGUACUUCAACAUCUCCAUUUAUAACUCAUUUGCCACUUAUUCCUCUUUCAUUCGCAUCCUCGUUCGGUCUCUCUCAAUCCACUCAAUCUUUUCCCAUUUCAAAUCACCACUUCUUGCAUGUUGCUCAGUGUAUUGGCUUAACCGACUUUUCCUCAAUCUAGCCCUCACACCCUUAGAAAUGUGCAUGCUGUAAGAUGCUCUCCAAUUAUCUAAACGGUUUCCUCCCUCACACGUCAACUAUGACUUGACUUGAUCUUGCUACAUCCUACUACAACACACUCUCCUCUGCACAAGAUGCUUUUUGCUGCUCCCUAACUGUGCAAAAUCCCACAACAUCAGAUACAGUAUUCUAAGCAAAAGCCAUACUUGCAAAAUGGUCCUACUCUGCUGAAUGUGUCUUGAAGAAAUCUUGCUCUGAAUCUGAUUUCAUCCUCUAUACAUUUACUGUCCAUUCAAAUAAUUCAGACGUUCACUUACCAAGAAAUUACUUUUCUUCUAUUAUAUCUACUCUUUUCUCCAACCCUAAACAACUUUUCUCUACUUUCAACCACUCCUCUAUGCUCAUGUACCACCCUGCUCAUCUGAUGUUAGUGUGCAAGACCUUACAGAAUGCUUCUUUAGAAAAACAGGAGCGGAGCUAGCAGGCGAGCUGACAAGAUGCAUGGCGCCCAAGCUCUGACAAAAGCUAUUCAAAAUUACCUCACAAGCCGGUCAUUUUGCCUGCACCAAGGUACACGCGGCUGCCAAGAGACCUGGUACACCAUGAGGAAGCACUUGAAGAAAUCCUGAGGGCCGAGCCCGAGACAUCGGCUAAAUGCUGUCCCAAGCCUAUAGGCCCAAGAUGGCGGACGUCUUCCCGGAACUGGGGCUAGACUCGCUCUCUGCCUCAGAGGAUGACUACUUGAGUGAUGUGCCAACUCCAACACCCCAACGGAGAAGCCAAGUCUUGCCUCAUCAGCACACGGAACCCCUGCUGGCUACUAAGGUGGACCUCUUCGGCAUGGUGACCGAAAAGGCCUUUUUCACGACGGAACUAGUAGUGCUGAAGGGAGAACUGGGCACACUGACAGGCCGGAUAAGGGCCACGGAAGAAAAUAUCCAGUACCUGAGGGUCCAACAAGCCACCACAGCUAAGCGGAUGCAAGAGCUCUCAAUCAUGUGAACGCAGCUGAAUGCACGAGUGGGACAAUUAGAAGACCUGGCACGCUAACGAAACCUAAAGGUGAGUGGGAUCCCUGACACUGUGGCUGCAGAAGAGCUGCCGCAAUUAAUUAGGAGAAUGUUCUUCGCUACCCUGCCCUCCAAGCAGGCCGAGGGACUUACUCUGGAUGGCCUAUUCUGCAUACCUGGGCGACCACUAAGACACCGCUAGAGAUGUGUAGCAGUACUUACCUUACCCGGGGGCCGGCCGGGGUCCUCACUUCCCACCGGGCGAAGCUCUCGACUGAAGGCGGGCACGGACCGCUAGAUACGGUCACGUGUCCCGCCUAGCUCUAAGAGCGUGCCGCGCGUCUCGGGCACGCUCUUAAAGGGGCAGUGGGAGCCAAAAGAUGAAAUGUGCUCCCAUUGGCCCCCGUCAUCCCACAUUCCCCAGACACUCAUAUUUUGGGGGCGUGGAUAUGACAGGGGCCAAUCAAAGUCAAGUUCAGGGUAUUUAUACUUACCUCUCCCUUAACUCCCUGCCCUAUAGUGGUUUCUGUUUCAGUUCCCUAUAGCGCUUGUUGUGUUCAGUUUUGAUUUUUGUGCUUAACCUUGGCUUUGUAUCUGACUCCGUUUAUCUCUCUAUUCCUGUUUUGUCUUGUUUGCCGGCUUACUGACUACUGUGUACCAGACCUUGGCUAGUUUUGUUCUCGCAGUCUCUUUGUUCCCUUGACCACGGCUUGUUCUUGACUCUGUCUAUUCUCUGCUAUACGGCGAGUCCUGCCAUUCUAAGGUCCGGUAAGCCGUAUCUGCUCUAUCUGUCGAUUGUUGAACUAAUUCUUGUGUGUAGGGGUAAACUACCGUGACAAGAUGUUAUCAUGUGUUUUGAAUCCUGCUCAGACAAGGAGGGCUUCCUCUGCGCGAUUAGGGGAUGAACCCUUGUACACCUUUGAAGAACACUCACUAAACUUCUAGCAAGACCUGAGUCGUCAGACACUGCAGUGGCAUGCCUUUCUAAAAGAAGUGACAAUGCAGCUGAGAGCAGCCUAAAUCCCAAAUAAAUGGGGAUACUCGAGUGCGCUCACUGCCAAAUAUGACCGCCACUGCCAUUGGCUGACCUCGCCAACAGAAGCAGCUACGCUCCUGCAAUUCCUGGGCAUACACCCGGCUUCUGGCAGUUCGGGACCCACGCAUUAAUGGGAAGUCGCCAACAUCACACCUUUCACCCCAUCGAGAUCCACCGCUUCAGUAUGAAAAGGCGCAGCAGUCCCUCCCGGCAUCAGCUUUGUGCGUGAACAUACCAGACACUGAGAACUUAAUGCUUUGUCUGACACUAUCACUUUGUUUGCAUUUUACUUUUAUUUUUGCUCACUUUGCUAUCUGGUGAUUAUCACACAAGUCUUACUUGCUUUAAAUGUAAAUACUGCGCCCCACUAUUACGUACCCCUCAUGAUACAGAGCACCAAGGAGGCGCCGAUGCCUCAUAGCUACACCACAAUGUGAAUACUACACCCCUUCCUUCUCUCCCCCCAGGUUCUGGGGUUAUGGAACUACCCUACCAUAUAGUCCCCCAUACUUGCCUAAGACCUAACUUGCAUGAACUUACCAUUAGAGCACUGAAACAACCUUUACAGACACACACACUGCAGCUAACCUAUACACCCGCUUCAUCAGUGAACUGGAGUUGCCUCUGGCAUACAUUAUACACCCAUAUAAGCAUUUGUGGCACCGGCAAAGUUUAUACCUUUACAAAAAUGUGCAAAUUCUAAGCUUGCCACACUUAUGUUCUCAUAUGUUUAAUACGACUAAGCCUGUAAAUGCUGUUGUGGCAAAACAGGUACUGCUGUACUUAUCUGCAUAUAUUAAAAAAAAAACACACUUAUAACAUCCAGACACAGGCCAGUGAUGUUCCUCCUUCAUUUCUGAUCACCCCCACCUCAACUCUCUGCAACUUCCCCCAGCACUGAAGAUCAAGUGUGUAAUUUAUAGUCUUCUUCAUUCCUUACUACUUGCCUGCUUUACUCUAUCUCUUCACAUCUAAUACCUUCUGUCUUCCACCCUUACUCCUGCUCUUACACUUAUCCGUUUUUACUGAUGCAUUUCAUUCCUCUUUCAAACAUGAACAGUUCAGUCCCAUACUCAAGAAUCCCUCCAUUGGUAUAAAGUCUCCCUCAAACUACACCCCUUAUAAUUGCUUCCACGAACAUCCAAAAUCCUGGAAAAACUAGUUUACGACUGCUUACCCCACUUCUUGUCCUCCAACUUCCUACUUGGUACCCACCACUCACCUGAAAUUGCCCUCACCAAGAUUCUAACUACCUUCAUUCUGCUAAAAGCACCAGUCACUACUCUAUUCUGUCAGAAAUUAUGAUCGGUGGAAUCCGUAUUUAAUUUUUUGGACAGGCAAAGAUCUGAUUAACACAAAUAAAUAAAUACAAAGAGACAGACAAGCUUAUACACACCUAUUGAGCUUUGUGUUAUCUCUCUCUUUUUACCUCUCUCCAUCUAUCUAUCACAGAUUUCAAAGAAAAGACACUAACCACAGGUAUUUGAGCUUAUUAACUUUAAUUUACACUUAACUUGUUUAGUCUCCUGGAGUAUCCCUUUAAGGACUUAUAUUAGCUCUAAUUAUGGCAACAUUUGAAUUAGAGACUGCCCAUAGUGCAGUUAGGAUAAUCUCUUUAGUACUAUUUUGAUUAAUACUUUAUACACCUGAAUGGUAAGGUAAAUUAGUCUGAUACAGGAUUUGGAUUAACUAACUUUUUAUACUUACCAGUUACCACUUUGUUUGGCCUCCUCUCACUUCCACUUCAUUUGAGGACUUUUGGGCAAUCUGGAAAUAUUUUAAAGGCUCUGUAGCGGUCUCAACUUAUUCUGAAGGUUCCAUUGCAAAAAUUUCAGGUGGACUGAGUGGUGGAUCUUGUUUGGCCUUAUUUGAAAAAAUGUUUUUCCCUUUGUAAUACAUCCCUAUUGAUGACUUUUACGUUAUGUAUUGAUUUCAGUACUGAGAUCUGGUGCACUUUAUUUUUGUUGUGUUCAUCAGACUGCUAAACAAGCAUACAUUACACAGGCAGACGCAAGCACACGAUUUCUCUCAGCAAGCAGAUUUAAAAAAAAACUCAAUUCCUCGUAUGCUUGAGUCGUGAGAAAAUGUUAUACUGUUGCACCCUACACAGAUGAUAAUGAUUUUUUUAACAAAAAAAAAAGUUGAUCCUCAUUUUUCCUGCAACACUUUUGUUUCCAUAUAGGAAACUAAAUUAUCAGAUUAAGAGUUUAUAUUACCUCUACUUAUGGUAAGAUUUGAAUUAGACUGUCCAUACUUCAGUUAAGAUAAUCUCUUUAAUCCACUUUUGAUUCUAAUUUUAUAUACCUGAUACUAAUGUGUAGCAGGCAAAUUAAUGCUUUAUCCACUAGAUCUGAAGAUAAGAUUUGUCACAGCGUGCUAUAGAGAAUCCCUUCUUUUUCUGAGGUUGCAGCCAUUGCUACUUUAUGUCUGGAUGUCCUAAAAGCGUGCCCCUUCUUGAGUUUCAGGAGGAUUGUACAGAUGUAGAUGAAUGUGAGUGUUCACCUUGUGGGAAUAACGCUGUCUGUACUAAUACUUUUGGAACGUACAGUUGCUUGUGUGAAAAAAGGAUACAGAAACGUGCCGCUAAAUCCCAAAACUCUCAAUUUCAUUGACAUAGAUGAAUGUGAGAAUUUGUGUUGUGGGCCACACACUGACUGUACUAAUACUAUUGGGUCGUACAGUUGCUUGUGUCAGAAUGGAUACAGAAACACGCUACUAAAUUCUACAACUUUCAAUUGCACUGAUAUAGAUAAAUGUUCUCUCAAUAAGGCAAACUGUCCAAGUAAUUCUGUGUGCAAGAAUACAAAUGGCAGCUACAACUGUGUCUGCCUUGAUGGAUAUGAAGAUUACAGCAAUUGGGGGAACAUCAUCUGCAUAUAACCUUAUUGUGACUCACAGGAAUUUGGGGCAAAAUAAUAGGAAUGAACAAUGUUCCAUAUUUAAAAGAUUUAAUCAUAUGCGACAGUCUGUCUGCCAGAAAAAGUCAUCAGUGGAGAAUGUCACCAAUGAAAUCACUCAAGUUCUCAAUGAGACCUUGACAAAUGUAAUUGAAUCUUCUAGUCCUGCAGACAUCGCAUCCCUUCUCACUUAAAGUGGAGCAAACCUUUUUAACACUUUUCACUCUGCACCCUGUUACCCAGAGAACUUCUGCUCCUGGACUAGAUGUCGUCAUGAAGAUUUCCAAUGACAGCUGCAGUGAUAUAUCAAAUUUCCUAACUCUGGAAUUGUUAACAAACAGUAUGAAAUUUUAAUGUAAACUUAUUCCUGGACAAAAUGAUGGUGCUUUCUUCAUCUCAUAUACUGAUCUGCAAUCCAGUUUACCAAAUUUCAUACAGAAGGAGAAGGAGUCCUCCAAGCAUCACCUUUCUGGAGACAUCAUUUUGCAGAUGGUAACUGGGGCUGUCACCGUUAAAGACACAGACAAUAUCAACCCUCCAGUGUCAUUCUACCUUCUCUACAUCGAGGAUUUCAAUCCCUCCUACCAAUUGAAGUGCAUAUUUUGGGAUAAAACAGGCUGGCCAAGCAGAGGAUGUGUCACCAACACACCGAAUGCCUCCCACACGCUUUGCAACUGCUCCCACCUCUCCAGUUUUGCUAUUUAGACGUUAUUUCAUAAGGAGGAGAAUAUUCAGAAUAGUCAGAUUCUGACUUGGAUUACUCGUAUUGGUCUUGCUGUGUCCAUUUUCUGCCUGAUUCUCUCUUUCCUCUUGUGUCAUGCUCUGAAAAGCACCCAAUACUCCGUGCUGUUGGCACUGAUUGGAUGCCUCUAUUUGGCGCAGCCGCUCUUUUUGCUGGGAAAUGGACAAACUCGGAAUAGGAUCCUCUGUGCCAUCAGUGCUGGUUGCCUCCAUUUCCUCUUCCUAUGUACCUUAUCCUGGAUGUCUCUGGAGAGCAUUCUCCUCUUCCUGACUGUUUGGAACCUCCAUGCUAGGAAUUACCUGAGUUCCCAAUGCUCUCAUUUCCCAUUGCUUUGUGCUUUUGGGUUUGGUUUUCCUGUUAUCAUUGUCACCAUCACCACAUCCCUUCGGCAAAAGAAAUAUGGAACGUUGAGAAUUUGCUGGAUCAGCUUCAAAAUUAUCUGGAGUUGUAUUGGACCGAUUUCAGUGCACAUUGUGGUAAAUACAGUGUGACAAACUACCCUUCGCCAGUUGGGUAGGGGCCUGAUUGCCAGCCUCCUGCCACAAGAUUACGGGCCCUGCAAAAAGACUUGCUAAAAAGGGAUUUCCAUGGGAAAAUGUGCCUCUUCCUUUUUCCUGUCCUAUUGUUCUCCAGCAGUGCGUUCUCCCAGGGACACUGCCAGACCAGUUGAAACUGGCUGCCUCCUCAAUCUCUCAUCAGCCCAUGGCGAUCCAACUGUAUUCGUGAGAUCUGAGCACUGUUCGGACAUAUGGAGCGCUCAGAUCCAAGCUAUCUGGGGAUAUGUUGGACAUAUGUAUAAACAUUGUAUUAUAAGAGUUAUGUAUUUGUAUGUGGUUUAUGUGACAGUUUUUGACUUAGAGAUAUUUCCUGUACCUGGAGAUAAUUAAGUUACCACAGCCACUUAAGCCAAUUAUCUCCAGGAUAGAGGAGAAGAUAGACCGGCCGCACAACCUAAAUUUGUGGAACUAUUUUGGGCAUGAAAACCAUGCUUGCGGUCGGUCAAAUGUGACUUCCACAAAACUUUUGAACCUCUGCUCUGAUCUGGGUGAUUUUUGGAUAUGUUGAUCACCCAGGGCCACAAAUUAUACAUCAGGGCUAUCCAGGGAUGUAUAAUUUGUGGGGAUAUGUGGUGUUUUAGGGUGUUUUCUGUGUUUUGUGAAAAAUGUGUGUUUUCUGCCUGUGGGUAAUUGCAUUAGUCCAUUGUGUUUGGUAAUUGUAUCACAGGCAGAGGGGAGGGUUUGUGUACAUUAUCUGGGAGUGCCUAACUGAACAAGCAGCCAUUAGGUAGGUCUGAAGAUUCUGCUACUGGGAUCCUCGAAUAACCAACCAGGACACACAGUUCCAAAAGAACAAGUCCAUAUGCACAUUACGUUAAACUUCUUGUGACAUCCUCUAUAUAAUACAAAUAAUCAAAUUAUAUGGGGAACUGUUUUUUUUCGGGCGGGGAUGACGACGUGACGACGCGUGGGACACGUGGGACGUGUAACGUGCCGUGCACGCCGCGGGGUUAAGCUGAGCUGGAGUCCCAUUUGGGGGAGAGGUGAAACCGCCGAACAAAUAAUAGAGACAACACAGGCAUCAGAUGCUAUCCCCCCACAAGUGCGGUAAUCAAAAGCCGCGUUGAAGGGCUUGUUUGACCCGCGGGUCGAAUAUACAGGACUGAGGGACCGAAGGAAAGUCUAUACUUUUUUUUUUUUUUCAUUUACUAUGUUCCCGCCACAGCAAAAAAAGGCGUAGGAAUGGUGUGCGUUUGAAAUCGUAAUGGAACUAUGCCUAAUCUAAAGAAGUUGAUCCUUUAAAAAGCCUGACAAACAAAAAGGCAGAGUGAAAUCUUAUACUGGAGCAGAGGUGAGCACAAUAAGAGUGCAAUGAGGCUUGAGUCAUAUUAAAUUAACAAGAAUUUGUGGGAUAUAAAUAUAGCUGGAAAAAAAAAAAAAAAGGGGAAACUUGAGCAAAUACUAUAUUAUAUAAUGCUGAAACAAUGUGAUUCAUAAAGCACCAUAUGACACAUAAACCACUAUAACGAAGCUAUAUUGUCAAAUAUAUCACUGGUGUAAUUAGGACCGAAGCGAGCUUAAAUAUAAGAAGACGCUUGCUAAGAAGCCUGGUAAAUAAAGUGGCUAAGUGGAAUGCUAUAUUGCAUAUUGAAAUAGAGGAAAGCACUAGAGCUAAAUGUGACUGACAGAUAAAGUGAAAAACUGGACCUUCACAUUUGGAGUGGAGGUGUGUACCAGAUAUAAAAGUGCAAUUAAUCCUGAACCACAUUGAAAUAUUAGGAAUAAUAAGAACUUGUUGGACCACCAUACUACUGAAUCACAGAGAAUCCAAGUGGAUGCCAUAUUGCUGAAUUUUUAUGUACUCAAGUCCUCAAGUAUUAAAGCGCACAUUAUGCUUAAUAAUUAGCUCCAUAAGAUCUAAUACUGAACUGCUGUAGUUAAAGGAAAGUUGGAUAUCCUUUUUAAAUCGUUUACAAAAAAAAAGGGAGGAAAAGAGGAAAAAAAAAGAAGAAGAAAUAAAAGAAAAAAAAAAAAAUAAUGACAACAAGGAAAACAGCGGAUCAGAAACAGGAGUUGAAGUCUCUUUCAAAAAAAGACCGCGAAAAAAGAGAAAAACAGGAAAAGAGACUUUCAAAUUUUUUUAAUGCUGCAGUAGAUAAAAGUACUUUGGAAUCUUCUUCGACUUCCACGCCAAAUAAAAUGCCUUUAAAUAAACACACAGGUGAAUUAAAGGAGAUAGAAGUACAAGAAUCUCCAGAGGAAUUAACGAUCACUCAAGCAUUUCUAAAACAAUGUUUAGAUCAACAAUUGGAACAAAUAAAAUUAGAAAUGCAGGGGAAUUUUGCAAAUUUAAAGCAGGAAAUAAUAAAUAUGGGACAAAAAGUCAAAAUAAAUGAACAGAAAAUAGAAAAUUUGGAAUUUCUCAUACAGAAGCAAAAUGAAUGUAUAGAGAAACAACAAAUGAGGAUUAAUGUACUGGAGGAGAGAACAACUAAUAUAGAGGAUAGAGGAAGAAAAAACAAUUUAAGAAUAAGAAACAUACCAGAAUCUAUUUCACAAGGCAAUUUGGCAGAUUUUCUUGCGGAAUUUUUUGAAGCUCUUAAAAUCAACAUUGAUGAUAAAAGGGACUUUCUUGAAAGAUUUCACCGGUUAAAUAAACCAAGAACACUUCCAGAAGAUCUCCCAAGGGAUAUAAUUAUCGCUUGCCACUCUUACUCUUUUAGAGAAAUUUUUUUAAAAGCAGCAAGACAAAUGAAAAGAGAACAAGGCAAAUUUAAAGAAAUAAAAGUGUUUCCAGAUUUGUCCUUCCAGACAAGGCAAGCGAGAAAACAAUUUACUCCAGCUACUCUGCGUUUGAGGGAAAAAGAUCUAAAAUAUCGGUGGGGAUUCCCAACUAAACUUAUAGUUACUAAAGAGGGGACUACAUAUACAUUUGACUCAUUGAACAAGGUUAUAACUUGGUUGGAAAACUUGGUUUAACUAUGGUAAUGAUUUGAAUAAGUAUGAUUUAGCUCUCUGAUCAAUUAGAUUAAAUUCCUACUAAAUUGCACUGGGAGAGGUUUAAUAGUUUUGUUAAGGGAAUAUGUAUCAUCUCUGUGAUCUAUGAUUUAAUCAUUGAUCAAUAGUAUAUCGGAUGGAGAAAAAAAAAAAAAAAAAGUUCACUAUGAGGGAAAAUAUUUAGAGUAAUAUAAGUUAAAUUGUAAAGUUAAAUAUGCAUGUGAGGUGGAUUAUUUUCACGAUCUAGUACUAAAAAAAAAAAAAAAAUGAGAAAAUAAAAAAAUUUUAUUGUAAUAAUUUGAAUAAGUAUGAUUCAGCUCUCUGACCAUUUAGAUUUAAUCCUAACUAAUUCUGCACUGGGAGAGGUUUAACAGUUGUGUUAAUGGAAUAUGCACCACUUUUGUGAUUUAUGAUCAAAGUAUUGAACAAUAGUACGUUGGAUGGAGAAAGAAAGUUCACUAUGAGGGAAAAUAUUUAGAGUAACACAUGUUAUACUGUAAUAGUUAUAUAUGCAACUUAGAUGGAUUAUUUUUAUGAUGUAGCACAAAAAAAAAAAAGAGGAAAAAAAAAAAAAGAAAAAAAGUAUGGAUAUAAGUUACACUCAUAUAAAUGGAUUAACUAAUGGAGGUAAAAGUACAACUAUAGAGAGUAAACCACUGAAAUAGUAGGUAUGAUCAUUGGAUUUAUUUCAGGACACUUUUAAAUACUUUGAUCUAUGGAAAUUUCAUUAAUAAUAUAGAAAGAUAAAACACAUGUAUGUGGGUAUAAGUUUGUAGUAAUAAAUUCACAAAUAGUUUUUAAGUUAGAAGUUUGGGGAAAGAUGGUAGGAACUCUUAAAUAUUGUGAAGAUGACAGAACUGGAUAGCUUCUUUAGUACAUAUAGACAGAGACUAAAAUGUUGAUGUAGUAAAAGUCCUGUAAUUAAUUGAUGCUUGUUGGGGGGAAGUAAUGGAGUAAGAUGCGGUAUGGUAGAAGGUGAAGAAAAUAGAUUGAAUUAAGGGACGUUCCAAGCUCAGCUUUUAUUUCCUUUUUCCUCAUUUAGGAAAUUUCUAUAUGAGGACUAGAUUCCAAUUAGGGGAUUUUUCCCUUUUGGAUCUAUACCCAGAGGUUAACACCCUGGGUGUGUUGAAUGAAUGCCUCUCGGAUAUGAGAGGAUGGGGUAUGUUUGGUAUGAAAGUGGUAGUUGGAGUGGGGGCUCAUCUUCAGAAUAGAAAGAAGUUUAGGGAAAAGUUCAUCAAGUAUAUGGGUGAUGGCUAUCAGAUUUGGAAGAAACCUAGGAAUAUACUAAAAAAGAGAAAUGGUUAAAUAAUAUCGUUAAAUGCCCAAGGUCUAAAUUCCCCUAGUAAACGAGCAAUUCUGUUUGAUUACAUUAAGAAAGAAAAAGCUCAUAUCAUCUUUCUACAGGAGACACACUGGAAGAGAGAUGAUAAGUUAAGAUUUACUCCACAAAGUUUUUCAACAGUGAUAUCUGCCACAUUAGAGAGUCAGAGAAAAAGAGGAGUAGCCAUUAUGAUAAGUGAUGAUUUGGAUGCUAAAAUCAUAUACCAAGAAUUAGAUGAAGAAGCUAGAUAUAUUAUAGCAAUAAUCAAUAUUCAAUCAGAAAUAUAUACGCUAGUAAAUGUGUAUGCGCCUAAUAACCCUUCAAAUAGAUAUUUCUAUGAUCUUUUUGAUAAAGUAGUGUUGUGGUCGUGACCUAAAUAUGAAUAUUAAUCUCUUAAUACAUAAUAAUUAAGCAAUACGGAACAACAUUAAUAUUUUUAUAAUUCAUGGUAUUAUGGUCGAAUAUGUGGAUAGAAAAUACACAAAACGUUGUAAUAUUAAAUGUAUAUUUAAUAUAACUAUAACAAAUAAACAGAUGCUAGCAGAAUGUCAAUUUACUACAAUUAUGAUACAAUACAAAACUACAACAUAUUACUUACAAAAGGUUGCUAAAUGUUACACAAAAGGCUAAUGUUACAAUGGAUUCAUUUACUUACAAGGCCCCAGCCCUUUGGCUGGGGUUAAGUCAGAACUGGUACUACAUCUUAGGUUCAGUCAGGUACAGACAAAGGGACAGAGUUUUCUCCUCCAUCUGGUUUUUAUUCAGUGUAAGUAGGCUGGCCUGUGAUGUCACUGCCAGAAGCACAUGUCUUCCUACACACUCCCUCUAGUGGUGCCCCCAAAGCAUUACACUAAAUAUGCUUUCUUUAUGAUGUAAAGUCAUUAAUUAGUAAAUACCAUUACAAACCACCCUUUGACUUAUGUCAUAAAACAAGCAUUUAUAAAACCAGUACAUUUUGAAUAUUCCCCAUUUUAACACUACCUGCCCUACAACAAAACCCACCUUUUGAAGAACGAUACCCAUUUACCCAUUAAUUAUUACCCAUUAACAUUUUAUUGCUUAUAAAUGUUCACCAUUGAGCACAUGCAUUACCAGUUGGGAAAUAGGCACAUACCCACCCUUAUAAUAAUGAACAACUCAAACCAUGUUUUAUUAGAUUAACCAUUGAUUUUGUGUUCAUGUGAGGAUGUGUUUUGGAGCUUAAAUAGUAUUAGACACCACAAACUCAUAACACCUAUGAAUCAUGGCACAGACCGAUUUCUGUAGCCUCUGGCUGGUCUGUGUGCCUGGAAUUUUCACAAACAUUAGUCCUGGAAACUGGAUACUCUAUUCUUCGACAGUCUCAUAGAACAUACGCACGGAGACAGGGAUGAAUGAAACAGUUCAUGUGAUCAAGGACUUUUGUGUGUUUGUGGUCACAUUGUUUUGUUUUUUCUUUCUUUAUACAAUUAACCACCUUGACGUAACAGUUUCCUGCUCCUGAUGCAUUUUGUUCCGACUCUCAACACUCUUAGCUGCAAAAUUUUUUCUCCUUACAGCAACAGUUGAGCAUAGUGUCCAGUGCUGCUUCUUCUUCUGCUUCUGCUUAAAAUAUCCUUGCUUGAAAGUUCUUGAAUGAAAACACAGGCAAUGACGAACACAAACAUAAAUAAUAACUGUGCCAAUCAUCACAAGUACCAUUUGAUUGUGGUGUCUUAACCAUAUUUUUUCCUAUGGCGUUUGGAUAAAUACCUACACACCUCUCUUCACAUCCAGCACACUCCUGAUUCACAGAUAAACACAAUAUCACUGCUGUAUCUACCAAUUUAACCCAAACACUCGUUAUUACUGCUGCAUUUACCAAUUUAAUCUAAACACUCGUUAUCAUUGCUGUAUUUAACCAAUUUAAUCUAAACAUUAACCAAAACAAUUACAUUCCUAUUUACCACCCUUCUAUUUAAACAUGUAUAGAUAACCCAAAAUGCCUACUUUCUCUUAUCCCUCUUAUUUUUUUUUGUUUUGUUUUUUGAACUGCAACCACUCAUGCACUUUACACAGACACAAAUCAAGCACCUACUGGACAAUGGGGUUCCCUCGUUAGAGCCCUCCCACCCCAGUUUGGUUUACACAAAAAUACCACCUGAUCCCUAUGGGUCAAUUCCCCCCUUUCCCAGGCAAGCAUACAUACAUACAUACAUACAACAAUAAUAAUACAUAAGGGUUUCAAUUGCAAUACAAUCACUAGAAAUAAGAGAAUAGUAUGCACAAAAUCAUAGCAUAGACAUGUUAAAUAGACAAUAAAAUAAAACAUUCAAUAGCUCAUCAAAGGUCAACAUUUAAACACUGGUCUCCAUCUGAUAUUCUAUCUGUGUUCCAAUGUCCACCCCUGGUUUCUGCUAUAUCUGAAAAAGGUAAGAAAACAGAUCAGGAUUACUUUUCCUUGUCACUUAUAGCGUAUACUGCCAAAUCCUUUACUUAGCAUAUAUACAUAUAUACACAUAUAAAUACAUUCCCUAAACUUUUCAUUUUAUAAACAAUUUGUUCAACAAGGUAACUUUCUUAAUUUUCUACUUGGCUCUUAAAAUAAACAAUCAGCUAAUAGCUGCUUUCUGCAUCUUCUCUGCAAUUCAGGAAACACAUUUCUAGCCAACCUAAACAUGUUUAAUAACUCUCCACCCUUUGGUUAAAUUAUAGAGGAGUGAACCACAACACCUCUUCCGCCUCUGAAAGGAUAUAGGUCAAUAUGUCUCAAAGUUCAACACUUCUGACAGCUAUGAGUGACUCCCUAUUAAUUUCUAGCCUUUCCACGGACAUGCUUGCACCUCGCGGCUAAGGGCCUGCACAACUAACCACCCUGUGAUGGCAGUGGCUUUCCGCAUGGGGGUGACCGCCCCCGCAAAAUUAUAGAGGAGCAAACAUACAGCAGCCUCUUUUCCGGCUCGAUUAAAGGUUCUGGGCCAAUAUGUCUGCAAUUUAACCAGUACACUCACGUAUCACUUAUUGUAUAUUUCCUGGUCUCUCAGGAAUUUCUAUUAAAUAGCGUAUCCCCUUCCCAGGGCAAUAUACAACAAAAACUAGUCACCAAGGGUCUCUAUGGUCAUGAUAGGCCACCCUACCACUAGUGUAAUACGCCCUUUUUUAAAUAUAUUUCCUGGUCUCUCAGAGAUUUUGCCUAUCCCUUUCCCAGAGCAAUAUAUAUAAACAAUUACAAAUAAGUUACAAAACGCUACUUAUAAGUAAUACAGGGUUUCAAAUAAUAAUACAGGAUAGAACUGCACAACAACUAUUGGGUAUGCUCCCCCUUAUCCGGACACGUUUAAAUACCCCCUAGCUCAGGUUCCCCACCCGCUACUGUAACUAAAAUCACAGCCCACGUUAUGGAGGUUCACCCGCUAGGCAGAUACACCCUAAUUCAAAGCAUGGAAAUAUUAAAAUCAGUUAUAGAUGGCUUCUAAAAUAAUAUAAAUCUUAAUCUGAGCCCCUACACUUACUUUGUUAAAAAUGCUAACUUGUUAAAAUAUUCAGACUAAAUAGGACAAAGGAAUUAUUUUACCAUUUUUUCAGUUCAUUUGUUACCAGUUCCUGCAUAUGUCCAGUAAUUCCUUAGUCCUGGAUAAUAAAGCUGAAAAACACUCCACAAAUUGAUUAGCUUAGGCAAUUACAUUUACAAAACAAUGCAGUUUAUUUUUUCUCAUACAGGCAAGACUACCCACCCCCAACAAGGACAAAUUCUCCCCCAGCUGUAGCUGAAAAGCAUGGUCACACAGCUGUUAAAAAGGUGGUCUCUCCUUCAGGAGUCAAAAUCAUAUAUAUUUAUACUAAUAUUCUGUGUAUACGCACACAUAAAUCUAUUAUUCACUGAAUCUGCUUUACUAAACAUAUCUUUUUCUUAACUACUAAUUUAAUACAUUUUGUCCAAAUCUCUUUUCAACUAGACAAAUGCAUGAAUACCAAACAAAUGUAAAUUAGUACACAAACAGGGUCAAAUUUAGCAAUAAAACCUGGUGAACUGGUUUAGUGAAAAGUCUUUUCCUAUGCAAAUGGUAGCAAACAAUGAAACUAGGCCUCAACUCAUUCACACCAUGUGGUCAAUGGUGGAUUAAAAUCCACAUGGUCAGACAAAAAGUAAAAUUGUUUUUUGUUUUAUAUAUAAAAAUGACCAAAGGUUGGUAAAACGUAACAAGCAACACAAUAAUUCAUCACUAUGUUCUACAACAAGAGAUACCUUAAAAAACUAAUAUCUAAUCCCUAUCUGCUAUCUGCAUUCAUUCCAUUAAAACCAAAUCAUCAUUCAUUUAUUCAUUUGUAUACAGACAGACAAUUUACAGUAUGAUUUAAGCAAAAUGCAUAACAUUUAUAUUUUCCCCAAUAUUCAAGCAUAAUCCUGCCGACUACGCCAAAUGUUGUGGUCGUGACCUAAAUAUGAAUAUUAAUCUCUUAAUACAUAAUAAUUAAGCAAUACGGAACAACAUUAAUAUUUUUAUAAUUCAUGGUAUUAUGGUCGAAUAUGUGGAUAGAAAAUACACAAAACGUUGUAAUAUUAAAUGUAUAUUUAAUAUAACUAUAACAAAUAAACAGAUGCUAGCAGAAUGUCAAUUUACUACAAUUAUGAUACAAUACAAAACUACAACAUAUUACUUACAAAAGGUUGCUAAAUGUUACACAAAAGGCUAAUGUUACAAUGGAUUCAUUUACUUACAAGGCCCCAGCCCUUUGGCUGGGGUUAAGUCAGAGCUGGUACUACAUCUUAGGUUCAGUCAGGUACAGGCAAAGGGACAGAGUUUUCUCCUCCAUCUGGUUUUAUUCAGUGUAAGUAGGCUGGCCUGUGAUGUCACUGCCAGAAGCACAUGUCUUCCUACACACUCCCUCUAGUGGUGCCCCCAAAGCAUUACACUAAAUAUGCUUUCUUUAUGAUGUAAAGUCAUUAAUUAGUAAAUACCAUUACAAGUAGAUAAAAUAAAGCAGGGUAAAUUACUCUUGGCAGGUGAUUUCAAUCGGAUACUAGAUGUAAAUAUGGAUAGGAAAACUUUAAACCCUGAAGGAUCAAUUAGUAGUAACUGCACAAGCAGUACAAUUUCAUAGGAUAAUUGAGAAAUAUGGACUUAUGGAUAUAUGGCGAGUGCUUCAUCCACUGGAGAGGGAUUUUACAUGCUUCUCCAGAUCAUAUUUCUCAUAUUCAAGAAUUGACUUAUUUCUGGGUAGUGUUGGAUUCACUAAUAGCACUAAAAAAGUCCUCAUAGAUGAAGUAACUUGGUCCGAUCAUAAUGCCAUAAUCUUGGAGUUGGAUAUAGUGAAUAAUAGGGCAAGAAGAACUAAUUGGAGAUUAAAUGAUAAUAUUCUUUCCAGUAAGGAAAAUAGAGAAUAUAUAGGGGAGAUGACAGAAAGCUUUUUCAGGAAAAUGAGGGGGGUGAAGUGUCACUUCCGAUGGUUUGGAAUGCAUAUAAAUGUGUUAUAAGAGGUUAUUUAAUUAAGCUAGGUACAAUUGAUAAAAAAAAGAAAGGAAGACCCUUAAAGGACUUGUAUGUAGACUAUUAUAACUUAUCGAAUGAAAACAAAAUUUUACCAACUCAGGAGAAAAGCAUAAAAAUGUUAUUAUUGCAAAAUCAAAUAAAUGAAUUAUUAUAUGAGGAGAAAAAGAGAAAUCUCCAAUUCUUAAAGAUUAAUUGGUAUUAUAAGAGUAACAGGGCGGAUAGGCUGCUUACAAACAAAUUGAAAAAUAAAAAACAAAUGAGGAGGAUUCAUAGAGUUGAGGUAGGAAAAGAAACGUUAUUAAGCCCGAAAAAAAUUGGGUUAGCGUUUAAUGAAUAUUAUAGCCGACUAUAUAAUUUAGAAUCAGCUGGACAACAACCCAUAUCUUCGGAAUAUUUCAAAAAUAAAAAAAUGCCAAAAAUUACUAGGGAACAACUUAAUGAGAUAAAUAAACCAAUAACUUCAGAGGAAGUUAUAGCAGCUAUAAAUAAGUUACAUAUAAAUAAAGCUCCUGGCCCAGAUGGUUAUUCAAAUAAAUUUUAUAAGAUAUUUAAAGAUUCCCUGUCGACUCGUCUUGCUAGGAUAUUUAAUACAAUAGUGGAAAAUUGCACGUUCCCUAGGGAGAUGCUUCAAGCGAAUAUUGUCCCUAUCUUGAAGCCGGAUAAAGACUCAGCCAAACUGGUGAAUUAUCGCCCAAUAUCUCUUUUAAAUGGGGAUGUAAAGAUUUAUGACUCAAUUUUUGCAGAUCGAUUAAAAAUAUGUAUUCCGACUUUAAUACAUCAGGAUCAAGCCGGUUUUAUUCAUGGCAGAGCACCAUCAGAUGGAUUAAGAAGAAUAAUGGAUGUACAGGAUGCUGCGAUUAGGAAAAGAGCUCCCCUUCUAACCCUGUCACUGGAUGCUGAGAAAGCGUUCGACAGGGUCAGAUGGGAUUUUUUGGGUAACACUUUAAAAUCAUACGGUAUAGUAGGAACAGUCUAUGAUGCCAUUAUGGCACUAUACACUGUUCCUUCAGCAAGGACUAUAGGCCCUGGGAUAGAGGCAGAUUGGUUCUCUAUUAAGAACGGAACUAGGCAAGGAUGUCCUCUUUCCCCGUUACUUUAUGUUUUAACCAUUGAGCCUCUUGCAGAAGAUAUAAGGCAAAAUGGAAAGAUUGAGGGUUUUUGGUUUAAAAAUUUAGAACAUAAGAUCAAUCUAUAUGCUGAUGACGUUAUGCUCAUGGUGCAGAAUCCUAGAUCAUCAUUGCCGGAAUUGAUAAGAACACUAGAUUAUUACAGUGAAUUUUCAAAUUAUAAAUUAAGUAUUAAUAAAACCACAAUAAUGACAACUAAUUUACCUAGGGAAGAUAAGGAUUUUAUUAAAUUAUCUUAUGAUUUUGUUUGGGUUAAGGAACAUAUCUCAUUUUUUGGUAUAAAAAUAACAAGAGAUAUAAAUAGAGUUAUCGAAGUUAAUUUCCUCCCUCUAUUAAAAAAUACAAACAAAAUAUUAAAAGAAUGGGCUGGCAGGGAGAUUUCUUGGAUAGGUCGUAUAGAUACUAUCCGAUCAUAUAUUUUGCCUAAAUGGAAUUAUCUUUUUAGAAUGAUACCUAUACAAGUUCCUAAUCUCUGGUUAAAAAUGAUACAGUCAGCUUUUUCUAAAUUUAUUUGGAAAGGUAAAAAACCAAGAAUAAGCCUACAGUUAAUAUCUAAGACAAGAAAGGAUGGAGGCUUUGCUGCUCCAAAUAUAAUAGAGUAUCAUAAUGCAUGUAUGCUGGCCCACACUGUUAAUACGUUAAGUAUAGACCAGAGAGAUCAAUCUUGGUAUCAUAUAGAGCAAUCACUAGUAGAGACAAGCAGCCUAUCCUCCCUGUUUUGGACAACAAGGAGGAAUCAAAAUAAAAAUAACUUGGUCCACCCAGAAAACUCGACAAUUCUAGAUAGUAUACUGAGAUUUUGGCAGAAAUUUAAGAAAAAUUAUAAAAUAGAAUAUAGAAUAUUCCCUUUUCUACAACUAGAGGUGAUUAAUCAUAAUAUUGAAGAUAUUAAUAUCAGAGGUUGGAUACAAAAAGGUAUUAAGUAUAUUAAACAAAUUAUAGAUAUAAAGGAUCUUAAGUCAUUUAGCCAUUUACAGGCAGAGUUUGGGAUUGAAAGUAAGGACGUAUUUACAUAUCUAAGAGUUAAGCUUUUCUUGGCGAAAUUCUUGGACAUUCAGUUAAAUAAAAAUAUAAGUAACAUUAAGAAGAUCAUAGAAACAAAUAGAACUAAAGGUCACAUUUCUAGAUGUUAUGAAUUUUUAAAGUCAUCUUAAAAGCUCUCUCCUUGUAAAUUUAAGACUAAAUGGGAAAAAGAUUUACAAAUAGCAAUCUCCGAGCAAGACAUGACAAACGCGAUAGAGAUAGUUAAUAAAUCGGUACAUUGCUUGAAUAUAGUAGAGAAUUUUUAUAAGCUCCUGAACAGAUGGUAUAUGGUUCCAGAAAAACUGGCUAAAAUAUAUGUAGAUCAGAGCCCCUUUUGCUGGCGCUGUGAAGCUGCGAUAGGAGAUUAUCUCCAUAUUUGGUGGCAUUGUAAAGUUUUAACUAAAAUAUGGAAGGUGGUAUAUAAGCAGAUUUAUAAUUCAUGUCAGUUAUAUAUACCUUUCACACCACAAAGUUUUUUGUUACAUCUGGGAUGGCCUUCUAUGCCCUUUGAGAAACGCAUGUUGAUAAUACAUAUUUUAAUGGCAGUAAAGUUAGCUGUGGCUAGAAAUUGGAAAAGUAAAAAAGAAAUACACUGGAGGGAAAUUAAAACACAGGUCAUCUACCAAUGUAAGAUGGAAAAGGGAAUAAUUCUAGGUAAUUCUGUAGGUCUGAAGAAAUAUAAUAAAUGGGAAACAAUAGUUGAUAAUUUCAUUAUCAAUUAAAAGAACUUAUAAUCAUAAGAAUAUGAGCCUCCUUAAAUGAGAGAUUGAAUCCCGAGGAACUUAAGUAACAAUGCACAAUCUGCAAGAUGAGUAAAUUGAAUAGUAUAAGUCUGGUUCCUCGGGAGAGUAUGCAUGAGUGAAUGGAAUGUUUUAGGUCUUUUAAUAUAUUUUUUUUCUUGCAAUCCAAGUGAACUAUAGACAUGGGAACUAAAUUUGUUCAACAAUUGAAAUGCUGUUUUUAUAUGGAAAUAUAUUAGAAAUCUAAAUGUUGUAAUAGAUAAAAUGAUUGCAAUAUGUAAACUUUGAAAAUUUUGAAAAAAUAAAAAUAUAUGAAAAAAAAAAUUAUAUGGGGAACUCAUAACAACACAGAGUAUUUAUAAAUGGGUUUGCAAGACAACAACUAACAAGAAAUAUCUCUCCUACUUGCAGAAUCCCUAAUAUGCAAAUCUACCUAAAUAUAUGCAGCAUACCGAGUCUUGCUAUUCAGGUAGUGCAAGUAGCACAGGAGAGCACACAAAACAUUUAACAAUAAACAGCGCAUUAUACACAACCUGCACCUAUAAAGGGCACAUGGGGACAAAGACAUCAGAACAGUCCAGGGACCGACAUAAAGUGUCUGUCCUAAGCUCCUUGUGAUUUUGACUACUGUCAGAACUGUAAAAUAGAAUUUCCAUACAAAAAAAAACCUGUUCUCUUGAGUACUGAAAUCUUGCUCCAACAAGGUUCUAUAAAGUGUACAGGUUUUAUAAACCGUUUUUAGCACUCCUGUAAUAACGUGUUUUCACUUGCCUGGCAGUGCAAAAUCUAAAACUUUUGGGUUCCCUAAUUAACUCAAAUUCUCAAAUUUGAAUCCCCAGAAAAGCAUAUAUAAAGACAGCACACACUGGAUAUAAAUAUAAUUUACGGUAUGCCUCCCACGAAGAAAUGGAUUAAAAUCUCAUUGGACUUUGCGAAGGUUGCCAGAUUGCCCCCUUUUUUCUUGUUAGAAAGACAAUAAAAAGGGCUUAUAACCAGCAAUGUACCACCUGUCUGCUACAUCUCCAGGCUUGCAGUCCCAGAAUCCAUUUAGUAGUCAAUGGCAGAGAGGCUGCCAGCCUGCUUGAUCAAAGACACUUUAAUCACUGCUUCCAGGAUACCCAUGUCCAUUUCUAAUGCAUGGGCCCUAAUCAAUCGCCUUAAGGGUAUUCUGGCUACUAAACUCCAUGGUAGAAGACUGGAUUGGGAGCACUCUGGAGUUUGUGACGAGAUGGACUAUUCAAAGACUUAAACAGAAGAAGUAUUUUACAUGUUCACUGUGUACACAUUGUGCAGUUUAACCCCUUAAGGACCAAACUUCUGGUUAAAAGGGAAUCAUGACAUGACACACAUGUCAUGUGUCCUUAAGGGGUUAAUGCAAUACUUUAAUUCUAAGUUAAUAAAGUUUAUAUGAAUUCUCUAAUUUAAAAAAAGAAAAAAAAAGGAGUCUAUUAUUUUAACAGGGCACCAGUUGUUAUCUGUAAGGAAAAGAGGGAUUGUGGAAGGAUUGUUAGUCUGGUUAGUUUUUUUAAAGUUUUUAAUGAGAGAAUGUAGUAGUCAUUGUCGGAUAUUUUCAGACUUGCAUUGAUUUCGGAUUGAUGUACUACGGUGAACUCUCCAGAUCUAAAGAAGCCAUAUAAAGCGAUGAAACUUGCAACCUUUAUGACUGAAUUAGUCUGAGUAUCGAAGGGGAUAUUGGAUAGGUUCCUGAAUAUAGGACUGUCUAUAGGUAGUGUAGUGGUUGAAGGAGGGCAAAUUGUUUUAUUAAAACCUUUGAGGAUAAUUUUGAUGGGGUAUGAGGGUGAUUGGGAAAAGUGGUGAGUACAUGAUUUUGUAUGCCUGUAAGAUAUAAUUUAAUGUUGCUGUGUGCUAAUUUAAGAUGUAGGUGACAGAGGCAAUAUCCACCAUUGUCUCGAUGGAAUCAUUUUCCUGUAUGUGGAAUUCUGACACGAAUAUGUGAAAUAUGGUUAAUGCCAUUUCGUAAGUGGUCUUGGUGUUUGCUGAAAGAGCAUUGCAUGAUAGUAAUGGGGUAUGACUUAUCAAUUCUGUUAGUCCAUGAUUAGCUCUUGGAAUGCCGAUAUUCUGGAUGGUUGGUUGUUUGCGGAGGAAUGUAACCUGAAAAACUCCUGGAAAUUAGAUCAGGAUAAAGCAUCAGCUGUGGUAUUAUUUACUCCUUCAAUGUGUUCAUAAACUUAGUAAAAUUGUAAUUUGGCGGCAAGCCAGGUCAAUUUUCGGACAAGCCUCAUGAUGGUCAAAGAGGAGGAGUGCCCUUUAAUUAUUUGUAAACACGUAACUGCCUUGCCAGACUGGAGAUGACACAAUAGGAUAGAUUUUGAAUAAGGCCGAGGUUUCUCUAAAACUGUGUCUUUUAACCAAACGUCCCUAAACCACUGGUUAUCAAAAGUUGCAGCGAACCCGGUGUGGGCUGCUGUAUCAGUCCAAAUUACAAGGGAUUAGUCAGAUAGUGGGGCAAUGAAGAGAGAGACACCAUUCCAUUCUAAAAGAAAAUUCUUGCACAUGAGCAAAGCCUUAGCUGAUGGGUGGGGCACUAUAGUGCCGUUGUCGGGCACGCCAGGUAAAGGGCAGAGUAACCUAGAGAUGGAAGUUCUACCUUGUGAAACGAUCCUCAUGGUGAAAUUGAGGGUUCCAAUAAAGACUGGUGUGUGAGAGCGUGCUUAAACCAACAAAAAUUUCUCCAAGUAAUGCAUUACUGUUGGACACUUGACAACAUUCAGAAGCACCCAGCAGAGAGUUUCUGCAAAUAUGUCUAAAGUUUUGGGCUGCUCCUGGAACCGAACGUUAGCCGGGUGGCAAAGUGAUAUUUGUCCCUCCAUUUGGUGGCAUAGUGACGGAUGGAUUGGUAGAAGUUUGAAUGUGUUGGUGAUAUCGGUUUUACUUAGCCAGGUUCUACUGCCUGCGUGUAGGAUGGCAUGGAUGGCAUUAUCUACUGUGGCAUAGUGGAGAGAGAACUAUUUGGCAGGUAUUAGGAAAUUGAUGCUGGGUGUGAGAGGAAUGAGGAGUGGAAAGGUCUAUAAUCAAUCUUUUUUUAUUGAAGAUUUAUUGGUAACCACUCUAACAGGUUUUUGACGCCAUGUGUAAAACGGGGAAUGUGUGAACGGUCUUAUCAUAAAACCCACCUGAGUUUCUUUAAGUAACUAUUUGUCAACAGAGUGCCUGAGGGGAGUGCGAGCAAACCUGUGUGGAAACCAUUAGAAAACUCUGAUACCAAAAAUUCCACCAGGUGAGGACAGGGGUGCAUGCGUAGGUGGUAAGCCAGUGACUGUUAGUCAUUUCUUUGGGAAAAGCUUGGAUUGGGCACAUGGAUUUUGUGGGUGCUCUAAAGCAUAUUGAGCAUUUAUGCAACAGCAUGCAUGCGCUGUAAUUGCAUGUGCCGGCAUUAAAAUUGUUGCACAUUUGUGUCUUGCCAAGGAAAACUAUAGGCCUGCCAAGCUUAUCCCUUUGUCCUUUCUCUUAACUAAUGGUUGGGUUAGCGAUUGGGUGGGAUGUGUAGGGGUCUGCUUCACAGAGGCACAAGCUAAUGGAGUGUGAGGUGGAGUAACAUACUGCUCAGGAUGGGGGCUUCUGGACGGUCAAAUUUUGGCAGAAUUGUUCUGUGUCCAGUUGACCCUGUAAAUACUGAAGGCAAGGACAAAUUUAGGGAUAGAAUUUUUUUUUUAAUUGUGGGUCUCUAGUUUUGAGAACCACUGAAAUAUGUCCAUAAUUUAACGCUCUUUUUUGAAGAUGUCCUGCGAAGAGAUAAGGGGUGAUACCAGGUUGACGUCUUUGCCAUCAAGAAUGUCUUAAUUAAUGGAAGCGGGAAAAAUUAUAGUACUACCAUGUGUAUUUGGGUGUGCUUGUACUAUAACUGAUGUGCCAGGUGAGUUGCCUGAAGUAGAGGGGGCUGUUUCUAGAUUUGACAGUCUCUUGUUUAAAGCCUGAAGGGUUGACAAGAUAGAAGACAAAGUGUCUUGCAUUUCCCCUGGAGUGCCAGUGUGGGGCCCCUGUGAACUUGUACUGGGCCUGAGAUCACUAGAUUGAGCACUUAGCAAUUUGUAGAGUUCUGCCUUCCUAGCCGUAGCAGGGAAAGGUAUGACAUAGCUCUGCCGCUAAUUUUGGUAUAGUCCAUGAUCUCAGGGACCCGGAGGUAGCAGGAACAAGGGAUUAUGAAGGGUACCCUGGUCUGAAGGGGUUGCUGGGCCUGGUAGGCGUAUUUUGGAGAGACAUGUUGUCUCCUGAAAUUGAUUCUUGUGACAUCCUGUAAAGAAAAUAUUAAUGAGUAUACUUCUAAAUGCUGGCAAUAACCUUCCUGUAGAACUGGCUUGCUAACUAGUGCCGUUAACUAAUACGUGACCGGUGAGGCCCUGCUAGUUGCCAAGUAGCCAUAAGAUGAUCUAUCUAUUAUUUGGGUUGUGGGGACUUGUGGCCAUGAAACGUUGUGGCAGGGUGUUGGCCUCUCGUGACAAUAAGAGAGCAAAAUACGUGUGGUCGUGACUUGCGAGGCCCUGACUUUUAUCCCUGUAGAAGGGUGUGCAAUGCAGCUCACUAUGAGUUGCACCGUUGGGCUAAACCUCUGUGGUGAGGUCGUGGUUUGGCCUUGCAGGACCAUGAACUAAUUUACACUAGGCCCAGCACCUAACCUAAAAGCCAAUUCUCUUUCCCUAGUCGGGGCUUGUCUCUUCCUCAAUUGAUCGUAAGCGUACAGGUAUGUACCUAAGAGAAGUGAACAUUGGAAGGAAAGCUAAGCAAUAUACCUAAGAAGGAGAAAACCAACAAUUAGAUUAAGACUUGUUUUAGUUUUUUAAAUAAAAAGGGAGGGGGGAAUAAUUAGUGCUUAAAAGAAUUCAACUAGAGCAUUCCCUUAAUUGAUAAGAAGAGACCGUGGUUUAAUACAGGACUGAGUCUGAGUGUAUCCUACAAGUAAAUUUGAUACUGUGGGUAUUUAGAGUGAUGUUAACUAAAAGGAGGGGGGGAGAUAACAAGGGGGAGUAAAAUUAUCUGUACCUGUGGGCGAGGAGUUUGGCUUCUGAAUCCUAUUAUGCCUAUUGGUGAAUACUUCUAGGUGGAGAAGACAGAAAGUGCAAUAGAAAGUCAACACUCUGCUAACUGUCUUAACAUCGUAUAGAAGAAACUGUGUUAUUGUCUGUAAAUGGGUAACGUAUAACGUGUGCGUAUUGAGGACCUUUUAUGGGUUGAAAAUUACGACAAGCUCCUGUUGAUAUAGGUUAUGAUUGAAAAAAAAAAAGGAUUAGUGAGGCCUUGUGAAAUUGAGGUUAACAUAAUAGGUGUAAAGUUAAAUACCUGGGACAGAAGUAUUCGCAGCAACUAUAUCAACAACACUUUGUUUCUGGUUCGAUUUGUUGUACCUAGAACCGUGACAAAGUAGGAGAACAAAGUAAAACAUGUACUUAACUGUGAUUGAGAAGGUUAAAAUGCUAAUAGAAAAAAGAGGAGUGAUUGUAGGAACUAGGAAAUUCUAUUAUAUUUAGUAGCUAUAUUAAAGUGUGAAGUUGCUUACAACUUAGGUAUUACUGCAACUAUUAAAUGAAAGAAUAAGGUAGGAGUGUGAACAUCUAGAACAGGGAUAGGCAACUUUCGGUACUCGAGAUGUUGUGGACUACAUCCCCCAUAAUGCUCUUACAUCCAUAAUGCUGGCAAAGCAUCAUAGGAGGUGUAGUCCAAAACAUCUGGUGUGCCAAAGGUUGCCUAUGCCUGAUCUAGAAUGUACAGUUGGUAAUCUAAUACCAACCAAGGUUAAUGUAGCCCUAGAACCGAAAUAUUGAGCCUGUGCAUGAUGAACAUGCAAACCUAAGAAGACUGAAUUAAAAUCCACUAAUAAAUGGACAGAUUUAACGAACAGUAACUGUGCUUGUAAUGAGUAAAGAGUGUACGAAUGCAUCCAAAAGUGUGAGAAAUUUUCGAACAGAUAAACCCACAAAAUACUACAGAAUGACAUGAUUAGACGUACAAAUGAAACAAGUAAUAAUAUUUAAACGGAUUCAAGCAAAGGAUAUGAUUAAAUGUACAAAUGUAACAAGUAAUGAUAUUUAAACUAAAUCAACUGAAUGACAUGUUUAAACGUAUGAAUGUAACAAAGUGAACUUAAGAGAAUGGAGCCAAUCCCUGCAUUUUAGGCCCGAAUGUGGGAAAAUUGAACAGUUAUUCACGACGUGCACAUAUGUAUGUGUGCCGGGUCUCGUGACCGGAAGACUGCAAGUUUCUGAAGUAGAGACGGAGGCCAGGAACAAUGAAGGCUGCCAGACUGAUGUUCACAUGAAAUUGGCAUGAAGGACCAGAGUGGAAGUGCUGGUUGCUAUGGUAACCAGAUCAAAUAGCGGAAUCGGCGUAGGAGACUUGCAUUUAUAUAGGGAAAACAACUCCCACAAAUUCAGACCUAUGGCCUUCUACAUGUGUAUACACAACACACACACUACAUGGCACAAUGACUUAUGGGGCUGGCAUACAUUUUGUUCCAGGACUGCUUUGUAUCUCCAGUCCAGCCGGACAUUGAUGUCAUUCCUGCGGACACCCAUGUACGUGACUAUAAGGCCCUGGUGUCUUUUGCACAAGGUUGGACCAGUUUAGGCCUAGUAUCAUCAGUGGAGUUCUUUGCACUAGCCUGUACUUUUUCCUUUUGUGAACGCAGUGUCUUUCCUCGCUGCUUAUUCAAUUAGAAGCGAUACAGUCCUGGCAACUGUUACUCAAGGCGUAAGAGUUUAGGCCUUGUAUCGCCUGCGCAAAGUUACACUAGUUCACCUGGCAAACUUCUACCCUGAGCACUAGGACUCUGGUACUUGAGUCGCUAAUCCCUGGCAAAGCACAAUACACUGCAGAGUUUCUCUGGGUAUUACAGGAUAUUCUAUCUAACUAAAAACGUCUAGCGUUUUGUCUUUGGAGCGAUCACCAUACAGUGGACCUUACAUAGUUAAAAACAAUAUUCUUCAUGAUGUAAAAGCGAACUCCAACUAACUGGGACUUUUUUUUUAUGAGCACUCACCUUUUCUACAUUUACAGGCAUGACACACGUGUUUGCAUAAUAUAGGGAGGAGUAUGCAGGUACAGUAAAUGCAGUGUGGGAAUGUAGGAUGGGAAAGAGACUAAUACAAACUCGAAUACAUUAACCUCUGCCCCCUUUGGGAUGAUGUAGCUAGACCUCCAAAUACCUCUAGCUGGUUCCCUUUCUUUUCUUGCAACACAAUGGGUCUGUUGACCAUUUUAAUAUAAGCAAACAAUAAACAGGAUGUGAUGCUGUUAACUCAGUCCCACCUCCAUCUAUGCUUACUAAACCUCUUACAUCUUACAAUAGCUUGCUAGGUAAAUUUCCUAAUCCCAUCAGAAAGCCUGGCAUCUAGCUGAGGCCAUCUGAGACAAAAAGUAACUGAACACAUUACCCAUACACACACUAGCAUAGCUGUUACAUAUCCCUCUUGUACGCCUACAUGUUACAAUAAGGUAGAACUUUCAUAGUGCUUUGACAUUACACACAACAACACUAUACAAGGUCUCCAGCCUCCCCCAAGUCCAAUUUCCUGCAGGGGUAGCAUCUCCUUGCCUUUCAUGCAUGCAAGUGCCACUCUUCUCCCAAGCACUCAACAUGUGCUGGGAGUCCCGCAACAGGACAUCAGGCAUAAAACAUGAACCAGGAUAAUGUGGCUUGUACCCGACCCUCCAGAAUAAGGUAUCCUGUAACCCCUAGGGUCAAGGUCCUUAGCCCCAAAGCACAUAGUCACAGUUCUUGCAUGUGAUGGUGGCACGCCCAGGGACGUAUUAGCCGCGAGGCAAACAAGGCAUUUGCCUUGGGCGGCAUUUUUCAGGGGGCGGCAAAAAACGCCGCCCCCCAAAUGCCCAGGGCAAAUGCCCAGUUAGCCUUGCUGCUAACUGACAUCCCUAGCGGGCGGGCGGCGCUCGCCGGCGGGCGGCUGGCGAGGGAGCACUUCUUCUGAGCACAAAACCAGGAUACACCACUGGGCACGCCUCCUCCAGCAUCCUCCAUUCAUUGCUCUAUAGGGUUAAACAAGUUGGCACCAGGCACAAGCGCAGUGCGAUAAACAGUGCCAUAUACCAUAACUCGUGCACCAUUGAGCGAUCUAAGUGGUAGGAAAUGGCGCCUUUUUGAUGGUUGCGUGCAUUGCAUUUCUAUCGAUAGUAGCAAAAUUGUGUAGUGAGUUUUCACUGUUUCUGUAAAGGGAUAAUAAGUAUAAUUAACUUGUACUGUAAUUAAAGUCCCUAACAACUGAUAUUCACGUUAUAUCAUUCAUGUGCAUUAUAGGAGCCCAAGCAGAGAUUUACAUACUCAAACGAGUAUCAUUCAGCUACUGUGAGCCCUUUAGAUCUUGAUAAAGAAAGGAAGGAGAUUGCAACCGUAUCAAAAAGCAAAUGGAAGACAUGCACGGGUUUUAUAUAUCCUGGAUUCAAAAGCAGCAUCACAAGUAAUGCACAUCCCAAACAUCCUGAUGAUGCUCGUAUCGCUGAUGUCGCUAAGGUAUGUUAUUUUUAAGUGGUUUGCAUUAUACCUCAGUUCCAAAGGUAUGGGUACCUCCAGAGCUCUCAUUGGGUGAAAUAGUGUUAAAAGCUUCAACCUGAUUUCCAGGUCAUGAGCAGCCUAAUCCAGUCAAUAUUGUAAAAUUACCUAUCUAUCUAUCCACUCCAUCUCAUCUGUACUGUUUUAUUCCAUCUUAUUAGAUUCAUUCAUCUCACAGCUCCAUGUAUUCCAGUCAUGUUAAAUUUUGACUGCAUGGAUGAAAAAAAAAAAAAGUGACGUAACAAAGUUGUAAAAGGAGGCCAAAUGAUUUUCUAAGUGACUUUUUUGUUCUUGUUGUUUGAAGGCUUGGAAAGAGAAUAUUCUGCAUGCAAACAUAUUAAAACCUACUCUUACCCGGGAUCGAUGGAGUUGGGAACAGAGGCGAAGUGACUUUGACCUUUACCUAAAAUACUAUGAUCGUUUUCCGCUGUUUGUACCAGGAGCUGUUCAUCUGGCAGGUAAACUAUUGAAGCAUCAUACAGGCUAAUUGGGGUUUAUAAUUUCAAUUUCUAUGCCACUGACCAGGCCUUAGGAUUGAGAGUACAUGUUACACUCACCAGGGGUGAAUUUGUCCUAGCCAGGUCUACAUUUUCACUCGUUAAUAACUAGUGGAGAGUGGACAUUUUGAGCCCUGGUUUAACAAUAGCUUAUUGCUACCUGGAUUGGCCAGGUAAAAUACCAUUAAAUCUAGUCACAUCAUUGCAGUAUGUAAGUAAAAUUAUCUAAUUUCAUGCAUCAUAGAAUGCUCCAGAUAAAAUUUCAAGACACUAAACAGUUUACACUGUCAUUGUAUAAUAAUGGUGCAUUAUCUCCUUAAAGGGAAAGUCUGGGCUAUGCAAUGCAAAUGCUUUAAUGCACUAAUGCUGUUUAUUGGCACUUGAUGCAUUAUAUUUAUCUUAAGGCAAUUAAAAUAAAAGCUAUACAUAUUUUGUUUUUCCUGAGUUCCUAAAAUCCUUUCUCUUAAGUUCUGCAUUCAGAAUGAUCUCUCGAAACAGAAUGUCUCUUCUUUCUUAAAGGACCACUCUAGGCACCAAGACCGCUUAAUGAAGUGGUCUGGGUGCCUGGUCCAGCUAGGGUUAACCCAUUUUUUUAUAAACAUAGCAGUUAAGCAUUCCCUCUAGCGGCUGUCUCACUGACAGCCACUAGAGGCGCUUGCGUGCUUCUCACUGUGAUUUUCACAGUGAGAGCACGCCAGCGUCCAUAGGAAAGCAUUGAUAAUGCUUUCCUAUGUGACCGGCUGAAUGCGCGCGCAGCUCUUGCUGCGCGUGCGCAUUCAGCCGACGGGGAGGAGAGAAGGAGGAUCGGAGGAGGAGAGCUCCCCGCCCAGCACUGGAGAAAGGUAAGUUUUUACCCCUUUCCCCCUUCCAGAGCCGGGCGGGAGGGGGACCCUGAGGGUGGAGGCACCCUCAGGGCACUAUAGUGCCAGGAAAACGAGUAUGUUUUCCUGGCACUAUAGUGGUCCUUUAAUUUAGAAUUAUAAGCAAUUAUUUGAAUAGAUAUCAUAGCUUUUAUAAACAUCCUUGAUUGAACCCUUCCAGUUGUCAGACAGCUGAGAGGGUGCUUUUACACGCUUUAAACACUCUCUAAAAGCAGAUGUGAGACUUCUCAUAGAGAAGCAUUGGAAGCAGAUCUAAAAAAUGAGUGUAUAAAAUGUACACUGCACAUCUGUUCUGGGCUCUACCUGAUCAUAUAAUGUGUGAUCAGGCAUUGAGAUCACAAAGAAACAUAUCUUACUGCAGAAAAAACAUACGUCUGGGCACACCCAAUGGUUUCUUAACCCCUUAAGGACCAAACUUCUGGAAUAAAAGGGAAUCAUGACAUGUCACACAUGUCAUGUGUCCUUAAGGGGUUAAUAACAGGCAGUAGUUUUGGGGGAAAUCAGAGGAAAAGACAACCUUUUGGCACCAUCCUGUGCCUUUAUUGCUUAGGGCUCCCACCCCCCACUCGUGGGUGGAGGCCGGGAAGGAGUCAGUAGGCCCCACCACCUGGUCAUUUAGGGCCCCCACUUGCCACUAGAGUCCCUUGUUUAGUUUAACCCCUUAAGGACUGAGCAAAAUGUACACGUUGUGAUCAAAACAAAGCGUAAACAAAAACUUUAAUUUGCACUAUAUGUAUGUUCAGGAGUAAUUCACCUCUUUCAUAUUAUGUGCACCCACACUUAUUAUAUAUAAUUUUAUUCAGGGGAAACAGGACUUUCAUUUAACAUCAAUUAUUUAGGUAUGAAACAUAAUUUAAUUUGUUUGUGUGUGAAAAAUGCAAAAAAAUAAUUUGAAAGGCAUUUUGGCCAGUGUUUGUGACUAAGUGGCUACUAAAAAAGACUGGACAUACCCCAUUUGCAAUACCUUGGGUUGUCUACUUUUGCAAGUGGUAUGCCAUCAUAGGGGUAAUUUUCAUUCCUGGGCUACCAUAUGGUCUCAAAGGCAACAUAACCAAUUUCAAUGUGAAAAAACUGAAACACAAGCCUUAUAUUUGACUCUGUAACUUUUGAAAACACCAUAAAACCUGUACAUGAGAGGUACUGUUAUACUCGGGAGACUUCGCUGAACACAAAUAUUAGUGUUUCAAAACAGUAAAACAUAUCACAACAAUUAUAUUGUCCAUGUAAGUGCCAUUUGUGUGUGAAAAAUGCAAAAGAAUUUCACUUUCACUGAUGAUAUCAUUGUAAUACAUUUUACUGUUUUGAAACACAAAUAUUUGUGUUUAGCGAAAUCUUCCGAGUAAAACAGUACCCCCCCAUGUACAGGUUUUAUGGUGUCUUAGAAAGUUACAGGGUUAAAUAUGGUGCUAGCAAAUUAAAUUCCCUGGACUUUCGCCCUGGGUUGUCAGGCAGGUUCCGCAAAUUGUAAUUAAUAAAAUGACCUAAUUAUGUAAAAUUAUUACAUAAAUAUAUACGUACAAUUAUUUUAUUAAUAUAUAUACACAUGUGUGUGUGUGUAUAUAUAUAUGUGUGUAUAUGUGUGUGUAUAUAUGUAUAUUUUUUAUUAUUUUUAUUUAUAUAUAGGUAUAUAUAUAGUGAUAUGUAUAUACUUAUGUUUAUAUAUUAUUUCUUUCUACAUGUAUUUUGAUAUCAAUAUAUAUAUAUUAAUUUUAAAAUACAGUUAGAACGAAAUUACACAUAUAUAUAUUUUAUUUAUUUUUUAUUUUUUUAUUUUUUUUACGUAUUUACAUAUGUAUUUAUAAUUCUAUAUAAAUAUAUAUAAUGAUAAAAAUAGAACAAAAAAGCGCAAUAUAAAAUUAAUUAGUCUGUAUGAUACCAAAUAUUAAAAAGUCCAAAGAUAAAAAUUUGUAGCUGCCAGACAUAAAAGGUUAUUCCGCAAACCUAUGUGAUAGAAUGUCCAAAAGUAGAUAAGUGUCAGCGCUGUGCAAUAGCCCCAAAUAAGUGUUUGUGGGGAAGCUGGGUAUUGAGAUAAAUGUGUAUGAUUUCCACCUCCACAGCGGUGGUUUAGAAAGUUAAAAUUAUUCUGUGUAAACUUUGUAUCCAACAGCAGUGAUCACAGUAACAUAUCUUCACAAAUACAAACCAAGCAAAGAAAGUGCAACACAGUUUAUUAAUAUCAUGUAAAAAUGAAACUCCAAAUCCUUUAAAAAACUCAUACACAGUAAAAAAGAUGGUGUUUAAUCCUACUUUUCAUCAAGGAAUCCAAACAGUGUCCAGAAUAUGUAACAGAUAAGCAGUGUGCUGAAAGUAUUUCCAUUGGUGCAGCAGGAAUUCAGAAAACGUCCAUGGAUCUAGCCGAAAUGCUGCAAGUUCAAAUGGAGGGAUGACAAAGCACUUAAUGCCAAAAGAGUCUGCCUGGAAAGAUAAGAUGAAAGGCUUCUAGCUCAUCCACACGUUCCGCCCGUACUCAGGUGGAAAUCAUACACAUUUAUCUCAAUAUCCAGCUUCCCCACAAACACUUGUUUGGGGCUAUUGCACAGCGCUGACAUUUAUCUACUUUUGGACAUAUAUAUAAUGAUAAUUAUUUAAUCAAUAUCAUGCUACAUGUACUUUGAUAUUAAUAUAUAUAUAUAUAUAUAUAUAUAUAUAUUAAUAUUAAAAUACACUUAGACAGUGUAUUUGUAUGUAUGUGUGUAUAUAUAUAUAUAUAUAUAUAUAUAUAUAUAUGAUCUAAGUAUAUAUAAUUUGAUUUUACACUGAAGCCGAUGUUCAGGAUCCGUCAGUGUGUGGUGGCUCUUGAUGCCUCAGUCCACUCCUUGUGAAAGUCCCCAACACAUUUUCCUGACUAUCCUCUCCAGGCUGCGGUCAUCCCUGCUGCUUCCACACUUUUCCCUUCCACAUAACUUUCUAUUAAUGUGCUUUGAUACAGCACUUUGGGAACAUCCAACUUCUUUCGCAAUUACCUUUUGAGGCUUUCCCUCCUUAUGGAGGGUGUCAGUGAUGGUUUUCUGCACAACGGUCAGGUCAGCAGUCUUCCCCAUCAUUGUGAUUCCUACUGAACCAGACUGAGAGACCAUUUAAAGUCUCAGAAACCCUUUGCAGGUGUUAUGGCUUACUUAGCUGAUUAGAGUGGGACACUGUGAGCCAUGAAUAUUGCACCUUUUCACAAUAUUCUAAUUUACUGAGAUUGUGGAUUUGGGGUUUUCAUGAGCUGUAAGCCAUAAUCAUCGCACUUAUGACAAAUCACAGCUUGAACUAUCUUGCUUUGCAUGUAAUGCGUCUAUCUCAUAUAUUAGUUUCCCCUUUUACGUGGCAUUACUGAAAUAAAUUAACUUUUGUCCGAUAUUGUAAUUUUUCGAGUAUUACCUGUAUAUCAAAAGUACCCACUACUCUACCAUAUACCUAUAGGCAUAUGGUAGAGUAACCAGUUGGUUUACAUUGAUUCCAGACAUAGAGGAGACUACGUGUACCAUUUCACACCUUGCAGAGGCUCUGGCUGCUGGUUGUUUCAAAAGAGCAACUUGUGUUGUAAACCUUAUGACAUCUAUCACAUUCCUAUAAAUCCAAUUUAACCAAUCUCCUGCUGAAAUUUACCUCUGUCAGGUAGCCAAUUCAUUUAUGCACUACACAGAUCACAUUCAAUAGCAAUAUUAUAUAGCACAACACCCUUAGCAGUAUGUACAUCCUGACAUUAAAGGUAUUCCUGACCUUAUAAUGUUAAAACCACCAUCUAGCCCCCUGGGCCCUUCAUGCCUCCAUAAAUAUAGUAACAAUCUUACUGUAUUCAAGCCUGAAGCUGUAACUCCGCAUGCUGUUAGACUGAGAAAGACAAGCAGUCUCUGAUAUCAUCAGAAGUGGUUGCCUGAUCCAAUCACAAUGCUUUCCCAUAGGAUUGGCAGAGACUGACAAGGAGGCAGAUCAGGGGCAGAGCCAGCAUGAUUCAAACACAGCCCUGACCAAUCAGCAUCUCCUAAUAGAGAUGAAUUGAAUCAAUGAAUCUCUAUGAUGAAAGUUGAGUGUCUGCAUGCAGAGGGAGGAGAUACUGAAUGUUUGGAUGCAUUUUAGGCAGCCAUGACCCAGAAAGGAUCUCUAACAGCCAUCUGAGGAGUGGCCAGUGAAGUUAUCACUAGGCUGUAAUGUAAACACUGCAUUUUCUCUGAAAAGACAGGUGAUUCUACUCAACAGAACAACUUCAAUAAGCUGUAGUUGUUCUGGUGACUAUAGUGUCCCUUUAAACAAUGUAUUUCUCCACACUACUUUAUAAAUAAAAUCUUAUUAAAUUAACAAAAUAAGAGAAAAUUACAACAGAUUACUCUAAUUUAUAAAGAGUAUGUUGCACCACAGGCAAUCUCUGCUAUAAAAUGUUUUGUUCCUUUUGUGUCUUUAAUGUCCCUUUAAGCAUAGCUCUAAAAAAGUAAAUACAAUCCAAAAUAAUCCAUUUUAUAUGAACAGUACUGAGAUGCAUCAUUUCUGCUUUUAUUAUUUGCCCUUACCCUUGUGUCAAUAUAGUACACUCCCCUUAGAAUGUAAGCUUAUUUGAGCAAGGCUCUCAGCACAUUCUGUUCCUGUACGUCCAACUUAUCAUGCUGCAUUUACUUGUUUUUUAGUCCACCUAUUGUACAGUGCUGCAGAAUUUGUUGGUGCUUUUUAAAGAAUAACACUAAUAAUAUCAAAAUAAUCACACUCAGACUGAACAUCACUGAAGUGAUUUGCUGCCCCCACUGCUUAUGUCCUGUGGAUUAUAUGUGGCCUCUUCUCACAUUGGACAUGCAGCAUCAGAUGUGUAGCAAGUUCAUGAGGCGCAGGGGGGGCUUAUGUUUUUUUUGUGGGUUCACUAAAAGAGAAAGAGGGACAUUACAGUUGAACAGCUACAUGUCAACUCUUUUUUAAAAUUUGCUUGUAUCCAGUGGCGUACACACAAUCCAUGGGGCCCCGGUGCAAAACUGAUCCGUGGGCCUCCCCCAGACACAUACAUACAGAUACACACAUACAGAGACACAGACAGAAACACAUACAAACAGACAUCCCCCCCCAACAGACACAUACAUACAUACACACACACCCCUGGCAGAUAUACACAAAGACACAUACACACACAUAUACAGUCUGUAUGUAUGUGUCUGUAUGUGUGUGUGUGUGCAUCUCUGUAUGUAUGUGUCUGGAUGAUACAGACACAUACAUACAGAGACACACACAUACAGUAUGUGUGUAUGUGUGCAUCUGUCUGUAUGUGUGUCUCUGUAUGUGUGUGUCUGUAUCAUACAGACACAUACAUACAGAGACACACAUAUAGACACACACAUACAUACAGACACACAUACACACAAAAUGUUUGUCAAACACCUGUUUCCUACCUUUUGCAGGAGGGUGACUUUCCCUGGGAUCCAGUAGCUGCUCAGGCUGAGGGGAGUCAGAGUUCCCACUUCCUCCCGCACGGCUCUCUGAUAGCUUGGAUGAGAGACAGGGGAGUCACUUCCUCCCAGCUCUAUCUGACAUCAUCACAGGGGGCCCGGUCGUGAUGUUAAAGCGUCCAGCACGGACAGGGCCCCCUGAAAAUCCAUAUCCAACGGGUGGUCCUGACAGCAUGGGUCAGCCGAUGGACCCCUUCAUGUGUGGCCCCGGCGGUUUGCUGUGGGGGGCCCAGUCGCAGCUGCCAGUGCUUGUAUCUUUUGUGUGUCGCCAAACAAAAAACGGUUUCAUUGAGAGGUUAAUGGUUAAACUUGUAUGUACCAUGAACAUUAAAACUUCAAUUUUAAUUUGUUGAAAUCUGGUUAUAAUAUAGUCAAUUGUUUUUACCUAAAGGUAUAAAGCAUCAGGAAGAAGAGAAGCAAGCCAGACAGGUGGAGUAUAAUAAAUGGCUCCAGAACAGCAAAGUGGAAAAUUCGAAAAUGGAAUUUCACCGAAGUUUUCCAAAAACUGAAAUGACAUCACGGGGUAUAAAGGACAGAGUCCAACAAAGCCAGUGAGCGGAGAUUUAAAAAGACUUGACUGACAAACUCUUUCCGCACUGUUCUGACCUCACAUUACAAUUUCAGGCAAAAAAUGCUCCCCUUACAUACUGUUUGCUAAGUAUGAUAUCAUACAAUGUACCAAAAAACAUUCUUCUGUAAAAAAAAUCAUAAAUAGCAUUGUGCAGUUCUCACAGUUCUGCUGUAAGAGUGUCAUAUUGUACAUUUAAAAACAUAUUUUUUUCUUCUUCUUUUUUUUUUUUAAUCUAAAGGCUUUUCUGUGACUCUUCAAAACACCUAGUGCUGCAGUUUAGAUUUAGUUGUUUGGCAAAAAGCUCUUUAGUAGGGUAUCUCUCUGAACUCUAAAUUUUCGUGAUUUAAAUCCAACUAGAUAAACUAAGGCAAAAAUAAAAGUUGUGACUAUGGCUCAGUUUUUUUUCAGAUCAGCCGGUGCACAGGAACAUUUUUGGUUCAUUUUGGUCAGUAAUUUUUUUAAUAUUUUGGUUUGACCUGCAUUCGGUCAUAAAAUAACACAAUAUGAGCCAGAUAGAAAAUAUGAACAGUCGGUUGUGGUGUGCCAAAACCGACAAUGCGGUAAGCCUGUAAUAAAAGAGGGCAAAAAUGAGUAUACCAUACAAUAGUUAUUUCAGCCUACAAUUGACAAUCAUAUAGAAUCUAUGACAUGUUCAUGUUACAAAAAACUUUGCAUAUUUCCUGUACGGGUUGGGGUAUGUAUCGGGUAUAUAUGGAUGAUUUCCACCAUCCUAAUGUUUUGAUAAUAAGUACUGAUAUGUUUCUACUAGAUGCAAUGGUGGCUGCUCCAAUUCGGAAUCUUAAAUUGAACCAUUAUUAAGUCCCUCUAAAAAAAAAUUAUUUGCACACCCUACACGCAGUGAUUAAACCUACAUUAAUCAAGAGAGGAACAAAGGAUAGUAGCAGAUUAUUGGACCUAGUGUGGCCACGUUUAAUGCAAUGCCUGUAGCAGGCAAAGAUAUCGAGGUGGAUGCCAUUGGGUCUGGCUCAUCAUUAUCUUUUGAGGGACCUGCCUCCCUUACAGACUUCUUCUUGUAAAACAUACCUGGCCACAUUGUCGUGGUGCUACUGCCAAUUGGUUUAUUAAAAUUACAGUUUUGUAGGGAGUGAUGGAAAAUGCAUGGAUUUCUCACACACAACAAGUUCACUUAAACAUAAAGAAAAUAUAGACAUACCGAAUUACCGUUUUUUUUCACCAUUUACAGCUAGCUCAAUUUCUUUCAGUACUACAGCAUGACUGCACACUGUCAGAAACAGAAUACAAUGCCAGAAUCGAACACAAUGCUGUUAGUCAAUUAUUGUGCUUUCAAAACAGUUAAAAAGAAAUAAAAUGCAGUAAAUUAACAGUGCUAAAAGCCACUACUAGCACACCAAGCUGAGACAACUACAUUUCCUUUUUUGCUUCUUCUACAAAAAAAAAAAAAAGAAUUGUUGGAGAAUGGAGAUGGAAUAUCUCCAGUGGUUACAAGUUCUAAUAAGAUCUCCACUCAACAGCAGCUGCGAAGACUGCAAACUGCAGGAAAACAGAAUACAAACCAACAGCAACAAUAUGCGGCUAAUUCACUGUCUUAGCUUUUAAUGUUCAAGACUUAAAUUUGCAGAAACUUGGCAUAAAUUGGCUGAUAAACACUCAGUCAUUAUCAACAAGCAGGCAUAAUGAUUAGUCUGUCAUGGCCACAGGAUUAUUCCGAAAACACUCACCAGAUUAGUUGCUGUACUGUCGUUUGCUGCCUUGUGUUUGACCGCAGCACCACAAGCACAUCAUUUCCCGAAUAACUCAUAUUCUGAAAUUUGGUCAUUCAGUUUCCCUUUCAAGUUGGGAUUAUAUUAUUUUCUGACUAAUGACUGAAAAUCUAAAUAUUCUGGAAUUUUGCAGUUCCAAUUACAAAUGCGCACAUCUAUUAUUUUGCUUCCAUUACCAUUUGGAUUUCAUUCUCGUAAAAUUUCGAGGUUAGCAAAUAACACUCUGGUUGUUUUUCAAAUGUGGGAAAUCUAUUCCAGAGGAAGACUGUCUGUUGCUUCCUAAUUUUAAUUUAACACUGAACUUGAAACAAUGCAAGGUUUCGUCAUAGUCAUUAUCUUGCAGCUCUGGUGCAAUCCUUAUUAUAAAGCUACAGAGUAAUUAACCCAAAUAUUUAACGAAAUUAGUUUUAUUAUAGUCAAAAUGCACAUCAAAAAAGUUAGUUUCCAAGUCUAUGCAAAAUAAUCCAUGGAGAUCUCAAUCUAUUUAUUAUCUAAUGCAGUGAUUCUUACUUGUGGCUUAGUUCACAUGCGCUUUCAGGAGAUCUCCAGCGUAUGGAAAAGACUCAUAUUCAUCACCCCUUAUGCAACUGUUUACAAUUUGUUACAAUGGCAAAAUCAUCCCCAUUGCAAUGGAGAACCCACUGACACGAGUACGAGUCUAAUUAAGAUGUCUUGUAAAGAAAAUAUUGCAAUGAACUUCAUUCUUCUUUUUUUAACUUAGACUAUUAUAUAUUAUAGGUGAAAAAAUUAGUCACUGAAUGGGUCAUCAUGCUUAUGUAAUGAUUGUAAAAUUGGAUCCUUGUCAAUAAAAAAGUCUAAGAACCAACAAUCUAAUAAAAAU
Molecule: messenger RNA, 70733 nt
Organism: Pelobates cultripes (western spadefoot toad)
Lineage: Eukaryota; Metazoa; Chordata; Amphibia; Anura; Pelobatidae
Source: the annotation of a GenBank genome assembly